Molecule: messenger RNA, 46627 nt
Organism: Xyrichtys novacula (pearly razorfish)
Lineage: Eukaryota; Metazoa; Chordata; Actinopteri; Labriformes; Labridae
Source: the annotation of a GenBank genome assembly
AUGCCAGGUUUAGUCUCCUCUGUGGGUUUGCUGGUGAUGCUUGAGGCUCUCAUGCACGCUCACUGUCAGCGUGCUCUGUUUCUGGGGAUGACGGUGUUGGUAUCAGUGAUCACAGCUGACUCACCUGUUGCAGGUAAGAGAACACUUCUUGCUGACUCAGACAUAAUCCACUAACUGUACAGUGUGUUACAGCACCAUCACCUGUCAGGUUACUUUGUGAAAGAGCUCUUACAUGUCGCAGACACUGAGCUCAUUUGUAGUUUCACUUACCAGAGUAGAAACGCAAAACAAAUGACGUGAAGAUCAGUUUGCAGGGAAUGAGAUACCUGUAAGUGCCUGCUCUGUUAAAGCAUUGAUUUCUUUGUUAUCAUUUCUCAUCCAGAGGAUUGUGUCGGAUAGAAAUUACUUACUUGUUAUCCUUCCUGAACGGACUCUUGGAAAAAUCACCUUAAAAUGGAAUCCUUCCUCAUUUUUCGACUUUUACCGUCUCAGAGUAGACAUGCUGAGCACAAGUGCUCAUUUUCUGCAGCUCUUGGCACAGUAACCCACAUUCAAAUCAAGGAGAUGUUUGGCUGGUACAACCAUAGUCUUGUUUGUGGGCAGGGAGCAGCUGCACUGGAGCAGUCUGGGCUAUUUUGUUCUUUACUCAAGGCAAACUUAACCAGUGAGCUCCCGGUGAGCAGCGCGCUGGAUAAACCUUCAGUCCUGAGCUGUUGAAGAAGAAGAAUAAGAGAAACUUUAUUGAUCCCUGAAGAAAAAUUCAAAUUGACUCAUCUUCUUCAACUUUGUCACCCUUUUCCAUACAGCAAUGGUGCAGGUUCAGUUUUAGCUGUGUUAGGACUGAGACUAUGAAAAGGUUUUACUUUGUCUGACCUACAUUUGCAAAUACAUGCUUUACAAAUGAAAAGGUGACACACUUAAAGACAUACCAAAUUCAUACUUGAAAAACAGAAACAGUUAUAAUGGAGCUACAUUAAAGGGGUAUGUGUGUGUUUCUGAUGUGAAGUUGUAUGAGUUGCAUGUCACUCAGAAGUAUAUCAACAAAAACUGCAGUCAGCCUGGCCCCUUUACUGAAAUAGGACACCAGGGAUGCUACUGUUUUCCGCAGAAAAGAGACACCCUGCCUCUUGAAUUCACACAUUUUGAGAGACCCAAACUCAUCUUGGUUUUAAGUGUAUGCUCCUUUGAAAAUGUUUUCUUUACUUUAACAUCAGAGAGCCCUUUUGUUUUUGCACUGUUUUGCAGAGGCAACACAGUUGUGCUCUUCUGUGUGCAGUGGAAUCAGCUACUCCGGUGUGUGAUGUUCGAGUUGCUAAUAAAUUGUUGAUUUUUAUAUUUUUGCAUCUCAGCGUUGCAUAGUUUCACAUUGUUAAGGUGCAGAGCUGAAUGGCAUCCAUUGUGGCUGGUACACAACAUGUAACUCAACCUCACUUAAAAUAUACUGAAAUAUCCCUUUAGAGAAAUGUAUCUGGCUGUUUAUCGUAAUAAAUGGAAGUUAGAUAACGAUAUAAGGUGCCAUAACUCAUUUAACCUGAGAUAAAAAUCCAAACCUUUCGAUCUUUAGCAUGCUGCCAAUUUUUAGGGUAGAUAUUCACGUCUGAUGGCAACACUCACAGAUAUUUUCUGAAUCUGCUCUAUUAUCUUGAUAUGUAUAUUAUGUAAUAUUGUGUUUUCCCAAAAUCCCCCAAACCACUCACAGUUAGAUUAAUAAAAAACACAGUGACUAACUCAUCUCUGGCCCACUUUAGUCAUUGAAGGGGCUCUGUCUCUGCAGCACACAGUUUAUUCACUUUAAUUUCCUGUAAUUAGAGAAAGAGAAAGCCUUUAAUGUCUCCACUUGAUGUUUUCCCCCUCAGGCUUCCUUUUAUAUUCAGUGACAAGAUCAUUAAAACACCCCCUCCUCCCCACACAAACUAAAAGUAGAGAAGAAAAGUAGAGAAGAAAAGUAAGUAAAAAAGUGAAAAAGAAAAAGAAACAAUGUAAGAGCCAAAAUCUUAUGAUGUCAUAUUUCAGUUAUAGGUUUUUAAAUCUUAAAGCUCUACAGUUAGAUUAAUCAGAUCAAAUCACAUGGUUGUAGAUAUUCAACAUUAUGAAAACCAUGAAUAUGCUUUUUUUCAGAUUUCAACCAUACUGUGCAUGUUUAGAAACUCUUGUAUUCAUAAGAAUAAGUGUAAUUAUUUUAGCUGUUGGUGUUAAUCUUUUUGUUUUACGUCUAUCUCAUGUUGGUUAAAGUUGCUGCAAGGAACUGCUGGUUUUAAGUUGAUUUUUGCUCGUCCUGUGAGAACAAAAGUAUAUUUUACCACCACUGAUUUAGUCCUGUACAUCUCAUGGUUGUGUUUUUAUGCCGAGAGAUCUCAGAAAGAUUCAAUUAAUGUUGAAAAUGUAACAAAAGGCAGUUACUCCAGCAUGCUGUUACUCCAGCAUGCCGGACACUCACCUUUCUUGCAGCAGAUUCAGAUGCUGAAAACUAGGAUAUAAAAAUGGCUUGUCACUGAUGGUCCUAUUGUUUUUGUGGGUCAUGGAGCAGCUUCAGUAUCUAUUUCUACCAAAGUUCAUAAGUAUUUCUACUUACUCUGAUGCUUUGCUCGUUUGGCUGUGGUGUAAAAAAGUGUUUGGUAAAAGUUGAAAUCAAGCACACGUGGCAUCGUCGCUUAAUUUGUUCACAGGCUUUGCCAGGUUUGUUUCAUAUCUUUCCUAAAGCAGGGAGCUGUUUUAGGCUGAUAUUCAUUUGUGGUUUGGAUGAUCACAGUGAGCUAAAAGCGGCUCAGUAAGGAGUUGUUUUCCAAUCUGGAAACCACUGCAUCACAUGAGAAUUAAUUUACCAGCCAUGUUUGGACAGAUUUCACACGACUUCAUGCUGUCCUAAAUUAGCCUGUCCCUUCUGAGGCACUCUGAAUUUGGGCAUCAGGGAUUGGCCUUGAUUUUUUUUUUUUUAGUAAUUUAUCCAAAUUAACAGAGGGAAAGAAACCACAUUCAUUAAUGUAACAUGUAGCAAAUACUUGAAGUUUUGACAGAUUAAAGAUUAUAACUGGCCUGUAAUUUUGGCUAAUUUAAAUCACUGUUCCUUAUCAGUAUACUGGUGGGUUUGAAGUCCCAUUGAAACAUAAAUUCAAUGAUACUCAAAUGUUGUCAAAAAUAUACUGUCAAAUACAAACAAAGAUCCAUUUCAGAGAUCUUUGGUCUGAUGGAUUAGUCUCUGCUUGUGAUUUGUGUAAUCUAGGAUUUGGAUUUGGUUGGAGAAAUUUUUAUGACCUGGUUCCACCUCCGAGGAGAGCAUGCGUUGUUAGCUUUCGUGAACUAUUUCAUGACUCGUUUUUGACUGCUUUCCUUUAAGCCUUGCAUGCUUCAACAGCAGUUAAUCCAGUUUUAACUAAUAGAAGCUCUCAUCGGCUUUGUUAACAAGGUUUGUUUGAUUAAUUGGCUAUUUUAGGUGCUUCUGUAAGAUUGGAAACAACUGGAAGAGUACAAGCUGCUGUAGGGACUCCAAGUAUGAACCAAGUUUGGACAUAAGAGGUGCCAGUUCACUUCCUAAACACUGAUGAAGUGCCCCUGAGCAAGUGGCUGUAUCUGCAAUGAAUUUCCUGUGAGGAUGAUUAUUAAAGAAUAUGGUUUUAUUCUUAUUUAUUCCAGGGCAGAAUCAUUCCUUAUCUGGUUUUAAUUUUGUCCGUUCAUUUGUGAUAACAAACAAGAUGAAGACACAAAUGCAUUUAAUUUUAAAGUACCUAAUCAAGUAUGAACAUAGCUUUAUUUGGCUAAAUCAUUUGUUAAUUAUCUCUUGGUUGGAGGUGAAACAGUAACUCACUAACAAGAAGCUCAACCUGCUCUUUGAAAUCAGCGUCAGUAUUUUCUACAUUUUUAUCAGGGCUGUCAAACUAUGCGCAUUUCUUUCUUACCAGUGUCUUGAUUUGAGAAUCAAUGAAGUUAAAUUUACUUCAGGAUCUUGUCUUUCUUAUUUAUUAUUCAAAUACAUGCAAUACUGCUUCACCAGUCAGUCUUCCUGUCCUGUAUUUUUUAGAACUUCAUAAAAAUUUUUAGAAAAUCGGCUGAUUAAUCGGUAAUCAGAUUUUUCCCCCCCUAAUAAUCGGCAUCGGCCCCAAAAAAUCCAUAUCGGUCAGGCCCUAGUAUUAGACAACUUUGAAGUGCUUAUUUGGCCAAAUACAGCAGGGAGGUUUUAAGCAAAGAAGAAGAAAGUCCAAUCAGUGUCAGUCAUUUCAAGAUAGUUUUGACCAUCCAGCACCAAUCAAUAAGUCGACCAGUUGACUAGGUCUUUACAGCCCUAGACAUAUGACUGGUCACAACAUGCCAACCCAAUGAUGCCCCUUGGAUCUGAGUCCUCCACAAUGCUGACUGGCCAGCAUUCAUUUAACAAGCUGCCACUUAUUUAGCAAAGACUGGAGUUAAACAGCUUUGAUUCAGUUUCAUUUACAGGUCUGUGGUAACUCUUUAGCUGCACCUGUAUGCUUAGCUAACAGGUGGUUGCUCAAAUGUCAAGCGCUUCGGUAAAAUUCAAAUUUAACUUGAAAAGAAGUCUAUAUUACUAAAGACUUGUCAACUGAGCGAUUCACGGGUGCGGUGGUGUUAAAAUAGUGCGAGUAGUAGCAGGUUGGUGUUGUGAUCCACAGUCCUGGUCAUUGGGGAGUGAAAGCAAACGGCUUUGAGUGGUCAGACUAGUCAUUAGAACAGAAAUAUACUUAAAUAUUGAGAGUUAGAUAUCUAAUUAGUCAGUGAGGCAGAAUUAGCCCUCAAAUCUUUAAACUUUCAGUUGACUUUCUGCCCUGAAAAUGGGAGCUCUGAGUGAUUUUAUGCGAAGAGUCAUCUGGUUCACUUUACUCCAGCAAAGGUUGACAACUCUGUUUCCAUGGUCUGUCUCUUCAGUGAAAGCACCAGUCACACAGCUUUCCUUUAACUGAGCAGCACACUUUAUAGUUUCUAGGUCAAAUAGAGCAGAGCGACCAACUUAUAAUUGUUCCUCCAGACCUAACAUCAUGCAGUCAUUUUCCUCUUUUUUUUUUUCUUCUUCUGUGCUGUUCACAGUCUCUGAGCCCAAUGUCUACAAAAGUCCCUGGAUCUUUACAAACGUAUUGGAUGUAAUUAUAUGCUUUAUAACAGAUUUCAUAAAGCGCCCUUGCAGUUUAGCGUCAGCAGCCUCUCAUUCUGCACUGCAGAGGCUGGCAAGUUCAGGGUAGUAAGCUGCAGGCCAACCAAGUCCUGGCUAAUUACCAGAGCGCUCUGUUGCCAUGUGAAAUGUGAUCCGUGCAGGAUGACAAUAUGGCCAUUCAUUAUUCAUUAAAGCUGGGAGCCAGUUGCAGAUCAAUGGGCAGAACCUAUCAAAAGCCAAACAGUGGGAACUUUUGCUCUCUGUCGGGCUGCAGCUCGACCACAAAGACGUGUUGAGAGCAUGUCUUUGAAAGCUGCUCUGCUGGUCAAGGAGGGGUCAAAGACGGCAGACAGAUAUAUUUUAAACAGUUCUUCUAACAGAGAGUCAGUGUCCAUUGGAGGUGUAAAAAUACACUCAACUCAUGGAGCAUAUCGAUUCAAAAUGCUGAGUGUAUGUUGUGGGUAGUUAUGGUGGAAGUAACCGGGUUUAUGUCUGAGCUGUGGAGAAGGGACUGCCACAUAAAACUGUUAUUACGAUGCUUUUAUUUAGCCCUGAGAUUUUUACUUUUGCUGGAUGGUGAAGUUACAGGAGUAAGUGAAAACAGGAAAAAGAUUAAUCAAAAGUAAAAAAUGAUGGAUGUUUCAGAGCCCUAUGAAGAGAUAAAAGCUCUUUUACUGUUGACGUCGUAUUUUAUCUCUCCCUAUUUCUUCCUUCAUCUCUGUUAUACCUUCAGAGCAGAGGGGUGCUCAACAUACUCAGUCUUUCGUGGAGUAAACUGCCAAAGCUCCAGGUAGAGAUAUCAAGUACCACGAAGCUGCUCAUAAACUUCUUUUGUGAACUCCGACUCUCUGCUGCAGGCUCUGUGUGCUCACAUAAAAGGGGGCGUUUCAUGCAUCAUUUGCUGCUUCUUCUGCACAAAAAGGAGCGAUUACAGACUGUCUGCCUCAGUCAGACUGAUAUUAUGAGUAGAGAUCAUACAUACAAGGGUGAAAAAGGGUAAAGAACUGUCUCUGCUGCCGUGUCGAAGGAAGAAAGGUAGAGUAAUUUUAACAUGACAACAUACAAUACAAAAAUGACACAUUAACAAUGAUACACAUGAUCACAGCAUGCAAGAAAAACUGCAAUUACACUGGACAGCCCAGCUUUAUAAAACUGAAUGACAUAAAUUCAGUGUUUAAUCAGAUAGAAGCUGAAAAUGCAAACUUAUUUGAUGUGAUCCAUAACAAAUUUUAAUAUACUAUUUAAUCCUUUCAUCUCUGUUUUCGCUGGAAGACCAGCUGUGUUAAAUGGACUUAUGAGCAAACCUUAAAACAUAAUCUAAUGAGAUCAUAGAUGCUGCAGCCUUAUGGUUCUUUCACUGGAGGGAUGAUCUGCUGAAACCUAAACGGAUGAUGUUACAUGAGGUAAACAAGGAAUUCACAAGAGAGGGGGGAGACUGUUAGGGGUGUAUAAUAUGCACGACAAAGUGAAUUGAGUUACAAUUAAGUAGUCUAAAUGCAUAGACUGGCUCCUGACAUGACGGGACAUUAUGGAGCCAAAAACUCUCCUGCUACAUCAGCUGAUGACUAAUGUAAGCAUAAUUUAAUGAAGUGAUAGCAAUAAACAUCUUAAUUUAAGCCUCAAAUCUAAACAAAACCAGGUUCUGGCCAGGUUAUAAGAGUAAGAGUAAGUUACCAUGGUAAUUUAGCCAGCUAAGUCCUGGCUAAAUUACCCAUAAACGAUGCUAAACCUGCUGGCAUAUAUCCAUCUUCAGGCUGCACAGGUGUUGUCUAUAGCCCCUUCUAUUUUGAAAGACCAUAAGCUCAUAAUUGUAACGAAAAAGGUAAAUAAAUUAACUGCCAGAUUUCUUUAGCUUGUUUCAUUUAACUCAGUCCGGCUAGACUUAUUGUGAAACUCGCUCAUAGAACAGCCUGCAGCUGCAACUUACUUUAAAACAUGUUUUAAAAGUCUUGUGUGUUGUCAGCAAUUUGACUGUUUAGCGCUGGUUAGGGGGCGCCGUGGAUCCAGAAGCUCCAAAAGGCAGUCAUGACUUGCUGAGAUGGGCCACUUAUCCACUGCAAUGAAUUGAACCCUAAACCUUCUCUGGAGUCCUUCUGGCCUGUCCAAAUCCAUAGUUUGUUGUUUGGACCCGGCAGCCUUUUGUCAUAUUUUUGUCUUUGUGUGUUGUGCUUUUGAUGAUUGAUUCUCAUUUUAGUUUAACUUUAAUCAGUGGUCAUUUCAGUUUAAUUUCAGUCAAUAGACUUUCUCUGGAAGGACGCUGAUAGUCUAACUAUCAGCGAAAGCACCCUACUUAUAAAGGAUUUAGUCCUCAUCACCGUGCUUGUUGGUUUGACUCCUGGCUUUGACUCUUCGCUUCAUCUCUUCUCCUGCUCUCUCUAUCCAGCUAUUUUAUCUAGUAAAGGCAAAAAUGUCCCCCCCAAAAAACUUUAAAAACUUUGUCAGACAGUUUAAAGACAGUUUUAUAGAUUUUGAUUCUGACAGAUGUUUCUCUCAGUUGUAAAAAUAUCAGUGUAUAUAUUUAUAUAUUUUUAGUCAUCUUGGCUGAAAAUGCAUUUCUUUACACUUCUUCCUUAUCUGAGAACAAAACUCAAAGUCUGAAAAUCCUAAGUCACAUUUCAGCAACAUAAAUUCCCUCUAUACGACAUGGAGCUGCAUUUAACUAAAGUUAAUGUUUCUGUUUUUUUACCUUGUAAAGAAGAAACAAAGACCUUAUGUUCACAAAUAACUCUGAGUUAAUCUUGAGAGUUACAGUGUAUUCAUGUCAUCCAGUUAGCACAAAUCAUUGUAAUUGUCCCGAGCAGACACUGUGGGGUUAAGAAGGAAAACAAAACAGGGAGGUAGCUGGUCAUCCUCCUAAAGCGAGCCAGUCCAUGCUGUCCUCUUAUGACUUCUGGUCCCAAAGCUGGAACAGUUUACCUGAUAAAGCCUCCCUACAGACAGCGCUCCACUCAUGUCUCGAAACCAAUCAUAGGAAACCUCUUUGACAGACCUCGAAAGAAAGAAGAAAAGUCUCUCCACUUCUCCUUUUGUCCUUUUAACAGCAUCUGAUAGAAGGUUAUGAGAAUAAACAGACAAUAAUCAUGCAGCGAGCAGCCUUUUUACAGAAAAACAGGACAACAAAUCUGUUUCUGCUGCUCCCCUCUGCUUCCUCACAAGUGGCUGCCAGGUGAAAGGAUGAAUGUACAAUUUCCUAAGUGACACAAUGCACUUCUGCUAAAAGCAAGCUGUGUCACUGCAAACAAAACACAAGCAGACAAAUGUGCCUUGAUAAGAUUAGAGCUCCAGUGCUCAACAUUGAUUUGAGAAGCUUUUACAGGAACUAGUCUUGCUUUAACUACAAGAAAAAAAAGGAUUCUUAAGCUUUAAAUGAAAAUGUAACAAAGCCAUGAGGCUGUGAGCACUGCAGUGUGCUUUUUUUGUGCACAUGUAAACUCAGACUAUAUUAAACACACGUCCACAUGUGAGUCUAGAAACCUGAGAUACCAAUUACAGAGCCUUCUCAUGAUAUCAUUUCCUCUGUUUGCCAGACUCCUUAUUGCAAAGAAAGGAUUUAAUGGUUGUGUAAUUUGGAAGAAAAAAAGAGGGGGAAAGAGAAGAAAAGGGUCUUUUGGUAUUAAUGCUAGCUAACUACAAGCCCACACAUGGUUCUGUUUUCAGCUGAGCCCCUUGCGUGACUGGCUCUUUUCAGUUGGCAGGAGCCGCAUAUGCCGAGUGUAGUCGAACAAUCAAGAUAGGGCGGUGUGGACGUAUAGUUUAUCCGGGAAGCUUUUAAGAUGGGAAAGAUCCCAUUGUUUUUAUCAGUAGAGUUCAAUUAGGGCUCUGCCAAAGCUCAGGCAACCCCCCCCCCCCCCCCCACCACCACCACCACCACCAUCAUCAGAAAUAAGCAGUCAGACUUCAUAAGGGUGCAUUUGUUUUUAACUCACCCCAGUUGCUUUCCGGUCCAAUCACAUGAUCUUAAUUUAGCUAAACAGGAAAACAUUGAAAAACAUAUUUAAAUCCAUGCAGACUGUGUUAACAGUACAAUCCAAGUCUGAGUGCUAACCCAGAUAUCUUCAGGUUUUGUAACAAGAGGCUGUCACCAUCUUCCUCGAACAGACCUGAUUUGGCAAAACUUGAGCAUGAGAACGGACCUGACUGAGAUCAUUCCUGCACUUCAUCAUGUAUUUAUGUGAACUUUGUUUGGUUUUCCUGUGAAAUAAAAGAUAAGAGACAUGAGAGAGCAAAAAAGACUGGGAGCAGGAUGAGGAGAAGGGCGGGAGGGAGGGAGGCAUGUAAAAGAGUUGAGGAAAAAAAAAGAAGAGAAGCCGAAGAAGAAAGAGGUAAAUCGAGUUACGGCUACAGAGAGAGCUGACUUUCACAAACAUUUUUAUGGAGUCUUCUGGGAUUUGUCGAGCUUCAGUGUAACAGAUUUAAGGACUUUCAUUCGCACACAAACCUCACAGGAGUCUCCCUGAUUUCAUGACGGUAUGACCAAUUUCAAAGAGUGGAUUAUGAUGGUGCAAUGCCAAUGUGUCAUUCUGCAAGAAAAGCCUGGCUCUGCUCUGCUUUGCUCUCAGACGACACACACACACACACACACACACACACACAAACACACACACACACACACACACACACACACACACACACACACACACACACACACACACACACAAAGUUUUGUUGCACUCCUCUUUCUGCAGCCCUGAUUUUCUUCGAAAGACAGGAAGGCAAAGUCUUGUAACCAGAGAGGCCCAGAGGACUGUGUCACUCAGCACCCUCCUCUGCUCAGCCUCGGUCCUCCUCCCUGCACAGGCCACUCUCAGGCUUCAGGUCCUGGGAGAACAAACAGCACUGCAUUAGGGUAAGCUCCCCUGGAAAGAAGCUGCUUUCAAAUAAGCCAGAAAAUACAAUAAGAGCGCAGAGAAGGGAAAUAUCUGCGCAGGGUUAGGCCAAAUACUGACUGCUAUGUCUUUAAGUAGUUGCUACAAUGUUGAAAGUCCAAAACAAACGAUUUAGCCCGGAGUAGUCUGAAACAGGCCGGGCUGAGCAGCACCAUCUGCUCUGAUAAAUAUAUAAAAAAUCAGCUGCAGCCCAUCAGAGCACAGGGUGAUUCAGGCUUGGCACAAUAUGACCUCAAUGUUGCCGUCUGUCAAAUCACGAACUUUGUGUUGCACAUUUCAUGCUCCCAAUAUUGACAGGGCGUUAGCAAUACAAACAAUAAGCACAGUCAGACACUCGAGGCGAUCCGUUUGUUAUAAACAAAAGUUCACUGCAGGCCUCAAUAUAUCAGACUCUUGCCAAGAGGGCUGUUGCUGCUCAGAUCCCAGCCUGGGAGAUAUCCAAGUGUUUAGUUUGAAAGCAGUGACACAGACGGAAUAAUGUUAACAAGAUUAGCUUGCUUUCAGUGAUUCACUCACAGCACAAACUGAGAUGCCCUCAGAGUGCUUUUGCAAUGCUAAAUGGAACUAGGGAAAGUAUAAUUCCAUCCAAAUCAUUGCAUCCCUUAAAAUCCAUGCAUCCUUUUGAUUAGAUCUACCAAAAGACAAACCAAAAAUAAAAAAUCAUAUAGUCCUGAGUUGUCCAGUUUAGUAUUAAAUAGAGUUGUUGUUCCUCACAGUAUCCAGGCCAUGUUUGGACACUUGCAGGAUGCUGAGACUGCAGUGGAAAAUUGCCUCUGCAGGGUACACAAAAUCACUAACAGAUGUACAUGCACAGGCCCCCACUAAGGUACAUUCACAUCAAAAACCACCAGUUUAAUGCAGGUAAUAGCAGACCACUGGAAAAAAUUAGCUGUAUGAGACCACGGCCAUCCUUAUAAUGCUCUGACGCAUGAAUGUGAGGUUGGGCGUUGGACGCGCGUCCUGGGUGGAAGCAAGAAGACUGACUGUUUUUCAGUUCUGAUUAGACACUAGUGUUGAGAUGGCUGCCUGUCAUGAUAGCAUGUACUGAGUUGGGGCCAGUACCAGAUAAGCACAUAAAACUAUAAUCCUUAAACAUAAGGUAACAACCGAGACCUAAUGGUGCUGUGAAAGAAAAUACAUAUGGUAUGUUGUAUUUGAACAGGUUAGCUUACGAGCUUAAGUUACUUAGCAUAGAUGAAAGUUAAAACAAAGACGUUUAUCAAACUGUUAAAGCACACAAAUCAUCGUCAUAUGAGAAAUCCGACGCUUUGACUCUCCACAAGUUGUCCUUCAGGUCGUUAUCUUUGUAAUAUUUGUGUUUUUUUAUCAAAAAAGCACUCUGUUCUCCAACACGUGUAAACAAUCAGCCGGUCGGCCAUGUUGGAUAUAUCGGUGAAUCUGACGUUGCAACAACACGAAAUCUGAUUGGUCAGAAGUGGACACACAGUAUGCGAAACUUUAAAAAAAUUGACUGUGAUGGGAAAAAUAAAUGCCGCAAAAUCGCAGGACAGGAAAAUGUUGCUAAUGUGAACGCUUGAAUUGACAGGAUACGGGUUCGGGAAAAAAUAUCGACGUCCGAAAUAAUCGCACGAAAAAAAAACGCUCCCAGUGUGAAAGGACCUUUAUACUUUCCUUUAAGAAACCAACCCAACAAUAAAUGUAAAGGUUAAAUAAUACAAAAACAGAAAGUAAACCAAACACAAACCUGCAUCUUAUACACUCCACAGACUAAGUGGAACAGUGCUUUUCUUUUUUUAAACUUGCAAACUUGAUGCGAGUGUCUAUGAACCAGUUUAUUCAGACUCUCUCUCUGUAGAGCUCUUCAGAAUACUCAGUGUAUAUGGGUUAGUGGAGCUGCAGUGAUUUAUCUUGUCAUCUCUUAAGAUUUUGCCAAUACCCUCCUGGUUAAGUAGGUUAUUCCUCCUUUCAGUGCCUGAAGUUGUGUCUUAGUUUCAUCAAAGUCUUUCUGCACUCUUCUGCCUCUUUUUAUUUCAAUCUAAGGAUAUUAGAAUAGUAAUCCCUUCCUUGUCACAAUCCUUUUUACAUGAUUACUCUCAGUGGUCCAUGUAGGCUACCAGAUGUGUUAGCUGGUGCAGAACAAUGGUUGUGUUUCAUAAUAUACUUACAUAUGGAUUUAUGGGGCUUCAGUGAAAUGACCAUUAUUGAUUAUUCAUGCAUUUGCCUUUCAUCACCUUGUAUGUAACAUCAAAUGUAUUUGAUGCAGUGUGCACAACACUUAUCUCUUAUUACAAAUAAUAACAUAACAAAAGGAUUAGUCUAUGAGCCACAUAAAGUAGACUGAAUACGGAAUGACAGGACACUGGCCGUGAGAUUGGGUAAUUUUUUCUUUUAGUCAAAUGCAAAUUUAGUUUAGCUCAAGUACAAGACAGCUAUUCAUGAGACCAAGUCCCUGUUAAAGACACAUCAAGGCUGGAUGAGCGAAAAAUGGAAUCUCAUUAGCCUCCAUUUAUUCAUGUAAUGAAUAAAUAAAAAUCUCACAGCAUUAAUUCUCCAAUGUCGUCAGUGUAAUGAGACUGUGUGCCAUAUUUUCCAUCCAUUUUUUUCAAGCGGACAUGAGCCAAGCAAUAUUACCCACUUAUGAAUGAUACCUGGACCCAACUAUUCUCCCAGCCAUCCAUUGUAGAUAAUUUUGACAUUCGCUUUGUUUAUCCCUUUUUAAGAUCACCAGCCAUGACCUAUCAGAUGAUCUCUUGUUGCUGUUCCUGGUGUCUGAUGACCUGCAGUGCCUCACACAUGCCCAUCAGGUGAUCAGAAAGAGAUCGAAGUCCACAAGUUCAUGCAAUCUUGAAAGUUUUGAAUCCCAUACUAAAUAUAGGCCUUCCCAUUAGGGCCCGACAGAUAUGGAUUUUUUGGGCCAAUACCGAUUAUUAGUGAGGAAAAAGGUCUGAUUAAUCAGACGAUUUUUAAUUUUUUUUAUUAAGUUAUAAUAUACAGUAUAUAUAUAUAUAUAUAUAUAUAUAUACACUGUAGAUAUCUACAGUUUACUAUAUACUGUAGAUAUAGUGUAGGCUACUGCUCUUCACGUCGCCGGGGACACAGAUUGAUCAAACUCGGACCAGAAAAGCAUUUUCAACUACCCCCCGAUCGGUGCCUCCGCGUCUUAACUCACGUUACACAAUUCCGGUCCAGUCUCAUCUGGAGACAUGCAGCUGCCUCAGUAAGAGAAGUAGCUCGAUCACGUAAUGUGUACUGUUGUUUAUUCUAUCAUUACUGGCACGGCUAACAGUGUAGCAAGGCUAAUAGUAGAUGGCUAACUCUAACUUUAGCUUGCAUAUUACAUGGUGUUUCACCGUUAACUCGGUGUGACUGAGACCAGCACAGUGGGGGCCAUGGUGAAGUGGGUUGAACUGAAACUUGUUGACCUAUUGUGUAUUUCACAAGCUGGUUUAUUUACCGUUGAGGCGGACCACUCUCCUCUGUGAGUCCCUGAGCUGCCUGCUUCAGAUCCGCCACUCUGCUGUGCUGUGAGGUAGUUAGUGGAUGAAGAUUGUCAUGAGGCCGCUGUGCCAUCUACAGGAUAAGUCAGGGAACUUUUCAAAUGGCGGAACAUUUUUGAAGUGAAACCCAAUUUUAUUCUCUGCAAUUUAUUUCUGAAAAUAUUGGCGAAAAUCUGGGAGUUUUGGCCGAUUUACAAUUAGUCUCAAACAAGCUAAAAUUGGCCAAUUGAAUCAGUUCACUGAUAAAUCAGUCAGGCCCUACUUCCCAUAUCACUGCCUUAAAAGUUAUGUAUAGUUGGUUGCUGUUAUUCUGCAAUAGUAACAUUGCUUUGAUUGUCACAAAAUGGCACAUCACUAACAAGCCCUGUCCAUGCAUGACUCAUUUUUGUGAGAACAUUAUAAAGCACUGAUGUGAAACUUGCCAAGUAAUACAACAGAUAAAUAUUGUUGUUAGGUUAUACUAAAAAUGUCUGUACAGUUGCUGUUUACUUAUGUGUCUAGUUCUGUUUUGUUUCUCGUAGUGGGUUAAACUCACUACAAAAAAAGUUUCUGUAUAAAUUUCGAUUCACUUUUUUAUUUGUGUGGCACAUUUCAUACAGAUGUGAACUCGAUUUGCUUCUCAGAAAAUACGAAACACUCACAAUAAAAUGAGAUACAAAGGAGCUUAAAAACAUAGAACAUCAAAACAAGACAUACUGUAUCAGUUAUAUAUUUUGAAUAGAACACACAUUAAGGACCAUGAAGACAUGAGACUAACUGUGAAAAGACACAAGAGAAAACAUUGCGGGGUCUGAUUGCAGCCAGAAAGCAGGUCAGAGUGAUGGGGAGGUGCUGUGUACCAUUCAAGGCUUUUGGACCAGAACAUGUAAAAAUGUGUCAUGCAGUUGAUUAGAAUCAAAUUUAACUGUGUAGCCUGACUAAUUGUUAGCUCAUGACUUUUAAAGACUCUUAAUGCAACCACAUCCUGACCUUGUAGCUGAAACCAUGUCUCCAAGAGAGAGGGUGACUAACUGAGAAAGAGGGGUGCAGCUGCACGAGGAUGAUUCUGUUCUUGUUAGCUGUGAGGUCUCUCGAUUGAUGCUCUUGUGACCUGAUAUUUAAAGGUCUCCCUCAGCAUGGGACUCAUUUCACAGACAGAUCCGACAAUGCCUGUCCAGCCAAGUGUGACACACUCAUGUUUCGGGGGGACAGGUGGCAUUGCUGCAUAGCCUUGAAGGCCUUUGUCAGUUUCUGCUCAAUGUAAUGUCAAACCCAGCUCAGUCUACUCUCAUCUGCUCUGUGCAUGGCUGCUGGAUGUCACUCCGAGCUCUGACGGUCAUUACCUAAGAUAAGCCAUCAGGUAUUAAGAGUCAGCCUGCUGAAUAAUUAGGAACAGCCUGUAGGGACUCUCUACAAUCAUAGAGCGGCUUUCACUCAUUCAAUUUGUACUAUGUUUUACAAGUAAUGUGGAUUUAUGGCUUUAAAGGUUAACUUUAUCUCGUUACUUAUACAGCUAGGUUUGAACAACAGCAGAUCAACCAAUCAAUCAAUCUUUAUCUAUAGAGAGCACCAAUUUGCAACUGAUGUUAUCUUAAGAUGCAUGAGGAAAGCUGGUCAAGACUAUAUUCUGAUAUUUACAAAGAAACCAAUGUAAAGAUGUAAGAUCAGACCCACUCUGAUUCUAUCUUCAUCUAAUUUACAUGAGUGUAACUCUGAGCAGAUUACAGAGGAGAGGAAAAACUUCCUCUAACAGGCAGAAACCUUGAGCAGAACCAAACUCAUGUAAGACUGUCAUCUGCCGCCACUGCAUUGGGUUUAGAGAGGGGAUACAGGGUGAUGCAGAGAGAGAGACAAGCAUCAACACCAAAUAUCAAACUUUAUUGAAUCAUAGUACCUUGCUGUCUGUCAAGUCUUAUGACAUAACAUUAAAUGGUAUUGUAUAAUUUUCUUCUUUCUUUUAGUAUUGUCUACUACUGUCAUUUCUUAUCCUAUCAAAUCCUAUCACACCAUGACAGACUGUAAAGUAUUGCAUUAUAGCCCAUCUUAUUGUAUCUUGUUGUGUUAUCUUACUCUACUCUACCACACUGUACCGUACUGUAUAGACUCUUAAUACAUUGUAUCUUAUAGUGUCUUAUCAUAUCAUAUCUUAUACUAUUUCAUUUUAUGUAUAAUACGAACAAGUUUUAAUAGUUGUAUAAUAAUAAAGUGCUGGUCCAUUUCAUUCAUCUUGUAUUGUAUCAAAUCUAUUUUACUUUGUUGUAUCAUUAUCAUAUAACAUGAUAACUUACUAUACUUUAUCAUACUGUACUUUAUUGGAUCAUAUCAUAUAUCAUUUUGUGCAGUAUCUCAUUAUUUUUUUUUCCCAUAAUUUUGCAUGGAAUUGAACAGUAUUGUCUAAUAAUCUACCAUAAUGUGUCGUACUGUACUGUAUCGUAUCAUAUUGUAUUGUAUUGUUUGAUUUUAUGGUAUUGUAUUUUACGCAAUCAUAUUGUAUGAUUUUAUAUCAUACACCCUACCAUACCAUACUGUAUCGCAUCCAAUUGUUAUGUAUUGUGUCAUUAGUUGUCCUUGUUUUUUGUCCUGCCAAAAUUGACACCCCAACUUUAAUAUUUGUCAUGUUUAAAUGUUUAUUUUUUUACAACAAUCAACUGUUUUUAUUUUAGUAUUAGUUAUGCUGGACUAGCUGUUUACAAUAUAUUAAUGUUUAUACCGUGCAGUGUUAGUUUCCUGUGUAAAUGUUCAUUUGUGAUUUUGUUUUUUCUUUAUAUAAGCACAAAUCUGUGACUACUGUACCAUCAUAGUUCUUCAUUUUCUAGCUGUCUGUCAGGACCCGAUCAUCCUAAAAUUCAUCAUCAUUAGUGUAGAUAUCAGAAUUAGCAUCAAUUACCCACUAACGACAGUCUUUGUUUGAAUUAGACAGCUGUUUUGUCAUCCAUUCACGCAUGUUUAAUCGUCCUAAAUGUGGCUGCAAAAGAGAGAUGAGGUGACGUUUUGGGGUCACAUACCACAGAACGACCUCAAACAUCAGCAUGUUUUUCGGACCAUCGACCUCCUAUAGAGCUUGUCUGUUCAGCCUUUCUCUAUUCUUUGUAUAAAUCUAGCCGGUUCAUUUUAGCGACAUGCAAAAUCAUACAAAGUGGAUCAAUUUAAUCUAUGUUGAAGUAUACAGGCAUUCAUACAACAUGGUGUGUGAGUUUAUCUCCUCUGCCAAACUAAGAAAUCAGGCCAUCACCAAACAGCUUGUUUAUUGCAGGCACUGUGAUUCUCUUUGUGAUGGUGCAGAACAUUUAUUGUCUGCAGAGAAUGUGCUAAGAUUGUGUUCAUCUGCCCAGCUGUGAUACAUCCCUGUGGGUUCAAACACUUGGCAAAGCAGACUAGAAGCUGUGGGGCAGUUUGGAGCACAAACCAGCUUUUUUCUGUCCUAGUCCUUUCAAAUGUGCUCAGUUAUAAUAGCAUGUUGACUGAAUAAAGGUACCAGUGUAGGCUGUAAUUAAGUUGGGAGUUUUCUCCUGGGCCAACCAGAGGCAGUCUCCUCGCGUGAAGGGAUGCGGUAAAUUGAAGAUGACACUCUAGAAGUUGACUCUCUUUUAUUUAUGCUUAUUAUAACUGAUCUGUUUUGUGCCCCCAGUGUUAAAUAUAGUCUUCUCCCUCAGCUGAUUCUGCAGCUGCCUUCAUAUGUUUGUGAGAUUCUACAGAGCCUUGAUCCACUACAAAGAGCUUGAACAUCACCAGCAGCUGCUGAGUCACUAUAGUAGAAGCUUUUGGUGACUUGCUUCUGGCGAUGACAAUAAUAGGCCUUUUGAAGUUUUGCUCUAAAGAGGAACUUAAGCUGCAAACAAAUUUAAGACAUGUGAUCUUGGCAGAGAUUGUUGACGAAGUGAAUGCACUUUCCUCAGACUCUCUUCCAAAAACAUCUCCUGCCAUGUUAGCAGGCACCCUAACCUAUCUACCCUUAAAGGUUUUUUUUUAUUUUUUAAUCUGUCUGCACCUUCUGUAUAAGAGUGUAUUUUAACUGUGACGUGCAACUUCUCCUUGGGCUUUAACUUUUAUACUUAUGGAAAAUGUAUGAACUCAUUUCUGCAUCAAAGAGAGUCAUGCUUAUACCAUUACAAAGAGCUGCUAAAAGGUGCAUUACCAUGAAUAAUUAAAGAGUGAUUCUGCUCCUUUCCCUUCUGCUUAUUCCUAACAAGUUAGACCCUCACCAUUAUGCCCCAAAUUAUAUCAUGCAUGAUACACUAUGUUAUGCAAUUUGGACAGAAAGGCCUUUGGCGCUCGAAGAUGUUGCAUAAGCCGUAGUUGCCGUUUCUAUAUUUUGGCUGGUCCAGUGUCACCCUGUAGGACUUUACUCUUGUUUGCAAGAUGCCGGGCUGCUUCCCAAUGAGCUGGAAAUUGCACCAUUUAUCACUUCAAGGCAAAGCAUCAUAAAAGGCUUUGGAGAUUUUCUCUCUAGGGUGCAACACAAAAUGGCCUCGACCAUCAAGGACAUGUUUGACAUAUGGUCAGUUUGUACCCAUCAGCAUGUUACAGUUGUCCGUAAGUGGAAGUGAAGAGAAAGUGAAUGUCAGCUUUUAUGUGGUAACCACAUUGAAAGGAGGAUUUAUUAUUUUUGACUGUAUAAAACUCGAACUUUUGGUUGCCUGACACUAUGCUGAAGAAAAAGCCUGUUUUAAAACUUUUCCUCCUGCAGAUAUUCACAGUGGAUGAUUCAUGACUGUAAUAAUAGAAGUGAAUGAGAAUAAAGAAACAUUCAAUCCUGCUACAAAUUAGUAUUUUUACUUUUAUGGGGAUUCACAGCCUUUUUGAGGAGGCUUCCAGUAGACAUUGUAGGAACUGCUGCUUUUUCCCACAUCUGUAUUGGCUUCAUUUCCCAACAAUAGGAGUCCCCAUUAAUGGUUUCCUUAAUGUCUUAUCAGGGAGUUUUCCUACAGGAUAAAUGGCUCCACUUUAGCAAACACAGCAUCAGUCGGACUCUUGAUCAGGUCUGAACUCAGAAAUCACAGAGUCGAGCUGUAAAUGUCUGUUGGCUUCAUUUCACAUGUUGCUUGUGAGCUAAAUAGAGCUAAAUGUGCUGACUUAAUGAUUUAUGCUUUCUGGUAAAACAGCCUCAUAGGUCUCAAAUUCCAUCAGUGUCAGUAUUUGCUCUUCAUAUCAUCUGUUCAUUUAAUAUUGAUUUUCUCUAAAUUUAGGCUGAGGUUUCAUUUCAUUCGCUAAAGUAACCACAGCCUUUCCUACAGAUUCAGUCAGGUAUCAUGUUGUUCUGUAAAGUGGAUAACCACUGUGACCUCUGCCCCAGAGGUGACCGGCUCUGAAAUGACGCAUUUCCUAAUGAAUGGUUCUUCGAUAAAACACCCUUAAGAGCAGAUUCAAUAUUUUUUGCUGUGUCCUCUCAGAUCAAUUUCCAUUUAAGCCAUUUAGGACCCCGGGAUGCCAGACACAUUUUAUUUUAUUAAAGUUACUCCAUCAGUGUUACGCCAUUGUUUUCCAUGUCCAGUUACGCAAUAGUGCUCAGCAAGAGGUGCCUACUUGUCUGCCACGCCAAGUCAUGUUUGGGUUCUUUCUGCUUUUUAGCCAAGCAACGAAACUGAAGUGUUUUUUUUUCUUCACAACAAAAAAGAAUGGAUGUGUGUAAAAGGGUUAAUAAAUGAUGACUCGCAAAUUAUUUAAAGCCCAUAAAAAGUGAGGCUUUGUUGAAACUGUUUAAUACUCAAUAAUUAACAGGAAAAAAAAAUCAACUUUAACAUAUCUUUGCACUAUUUUCAAUCAAACUUUGGGCGUAAGUGGUUUUCAAACCCUCAAAAUCUGUUUUUAUCAACAUUUUACAAUAUUUCCUGGCUUGCUUUGUAAUUGGGUUUGUAUGUGAUUUGUACCAACAAUGUUAUAGCAGAUUAACAGGUCAGCAUGUUCAAGAACUUUUAAAACUGCUAGUUUUAAGAAUUUGUGGGGAGAAAAUAAAGAUAGUUCAACUCAGUGACAGUAAAUGAACUCUUGUUUGAGAAGGAGCACAGUUAUUACACCCAUGUCUAUUUGAAUCACAGUCUACCCUCAACCACUGUCAUGUAUUGCAACAGUUCAUCAACCAUGGAUCCUGUCAUUCAGCCAUGAACUGCAGCUUUCUCUUUCUUUCCUUCUGCAGAUCCAACUCUGUCAGACUCGCCUCUGCAUCCAGUGAGAUUUCUUGGAGAUGGUCCAAAAUCAACAAGGUCAUCACCAUCAGCCUUACCAGCCUCACAUUACACUGCCUUUAAGAGCCCAGACUCACCUGGUGCCCUGCCAUCCAUUUCUGAACCAAAUCACGAUGACUGGACUGCUGCAACUGUUGCCUCUGCAAACAGGGCGGGAGACCUCCUUGCAGAAGAACCACAUUCUCUUCCUGCCACAUCAUUAAGCCCCUCUAAACCUGUAUUUGGGGUGAGUCUUAAGUCCGCCGCAGACUGGAAACAGAAUAUCGGACAGUCUGCAAGGCAAUCUUCCCCUCUCUCUCCAACGCCAACAAGACCCCAGCUCCAGCCAGAGUCAAAAACAUCCUCAACAUCAUUGAACUCCUCUGUUUUGAUGAGACCGACGACAGCUGCAGUUUUGAACAACAAGCAGGGUGAUGCAUUGAAUCAAACACUGACAAUCACAACCUCGCUGUCAGACAAGCAGAUUGAGCCACCUGAAAGUGAUCUAGCUGAGUCUCCAGCGGAUGAACCUUACCACCUGAUCCCAAGUAGUGCCCCCUCGGAGGAAUUCAAGUUAGCUUUCGACAUCAACAAACAACAAAACCCAGAGGAGAUUCUGGGUCCUGGAUACAAUGUGCCUUUCAUCGUCCCUCACCUCACAUCACCUACAUCUGAGCCAACUGAGGUCCUUCCAGACGACUUCUACCCAUCCAACACCAUGGAGAUAGACUGGGGGUCCGGAGACUACCUGGAGACAAUGUCGUUCUUGAAUCCAGAUGGAGAGGACUACUCCCUGGUCACUAAGGUGCCCUCUGAUUCAUAUGAUACAGAGGAGUAUACAGAAAGCUACGACACGUCCUUUCCUUCCAGAGUGGGAAUAUCGCCUUCAUCCAUGCACCCUCAUUAUGUCUCCCCUUCUUCCAGCGUCAUGACAGCAUACAGCACCAUCACUCCAACCACAACCAUCAGUCCUUCAAUCUUCUCCACCUCAGUUCACUACACACUAGAACCUACCCCCACAGCGAGCAGUGAAAUACCUGAUGUGUCCGACAUAGAGUGGCCAGAUACCUUCACCAUUCAGCCCACAGACGUCCUCCUUCCUGACAUGAACAGCAUGGAGUAUUACACCAUUCAGUCCACCAAGGAGAACAACCAUUCAGACAAAAGCGCCGAACACAGAGGGAAUAUAACGGUGGUGUCCUUAAAUACCACUGAUGAAACUCCCACCAGCAGCUUCACCAGUGCUACCAAAUCGGCUGAGGAGGAGUCCUCCAGUGAUUCAUCAGGAUUCGAACCUCAGGAUGGAUCAACCCCAGAGGAAACUCCUCAUCUAGUCAAUGCAUCUGAGCCUUCUCUGGACCCCUCUAAAGUCCCAAGCCACUCCUUUGACCCUUCUUUGUCCACCUGGGGGGGCCAGGUGUCUCCUACAUAUUGGCCAGCACCUUCACUAACAUCAUUAGAGACUGCGCUACCAUCUGCCACCCCUCUCCUAUCAGCAGAUGCAGUGUCGUCCUCCUCUCUGACUGAUGUCCACUGGUUUGUUACUGAACGAGUCCAACAGAGCAUCAUUCACACCACGCCUGUCUUAACUGCAAGCAUAGCCUUCUCCCCUCUUCCCACUGACCCUGCUGCCAACGUCACCGCCCCUGCAAUGACAAGAGACUCAACUUUUACAACUGAACCCACAUCUAAUGCUUCUGUGGUCCCCCCACUUGAGCUCGGCGAUCAGGGGGUGACUGAAGAUGGAGCUGACAUCUCAGCCACCGUGACCUCGAUCCCAUCUAGCAGUGAAGCUAAUACACUUUCUGCUGUGCCCACAACUAAACCUGCCACCACUGUUUCUCAUCAAGCCCCGGCGACUGCCACCGCCACCACUGAGGCCUCAACAAACGUCAGUGUCAUGGUAACUACCGGUGAAAAGACCACAGCUGAAACAACAACAUCCAGACAGUACCUCUGCAGCCCAGAGAAGCCUGCUUAUUUGGUGAAAAUUGGUAGGUUUGACACGGUCUGUGCUUCAGCUUUGAUUUGAGUUUGAAAUAUUGUACAUUUUGGCUCUUAAGGUGGCUUGAUUGAUUCAUGAAAUGAGUAACACUUUUUAAAAAAUCCACCCAAAAUUUCCAGUGGCUGUUAAAAAGCAGCCACAGACAGUAUGAUGGCAGAAUUUUCAUUACUCUACACUUCCCCUCUGGAGUUUUGGCAAAAACAGCCUUGCUUUAAUAAUGUCUCAAGACAAACCCUGAGGAAACAGCACUGUCUGGCACAUCCAUGAAUUCUUAUGUCUAGAGCUGGCACUGUGAAAAUGUCUCAAAACCGAGUUUUAAGAAAAACUUUUUCCCUGAGAACGGCUGGAUAAUGAGGCUCAUUGCUUUUCAUGCUUUCUUCUGAAGGUUUUCCUUCUGCAGCCACUGUGGGAUAUGCAAAAGUCCAAGUGAGAGACAUACUGAAGGUGGAGUUCAACAAGUCUGUGGAGCUGCAGGUAAAUUGACCUCAACAUAAACUGAUGUUUUAAUGAUUUAAAGAUGGUGAUUUAAUUAUUUAAAGUUGAAUUUUAAAUGGAAAGAAUAAAAAUUAGGACAUGCAGUGAAAAAAAUCCUGUUUGAGUAAAGACAGUCAUGGCUGUCACAUACCCUCUCUGUGUUUGCUGGUAUGUGUGUUUGUCUGGACUGUGCAGAAGAACCAUGAAGGCCAGAUGACUUCCUGAGUUUCAUAUCGCUAUUUCUAAGAUAAACAAAACGCAGGAGACGUAACAUCAAGAUCCCUGAUACUGAGAUGACCUCUUAAACACACGAACUGCUGAACUUUGAAUGAAAUGCACCUUUCAGUGAUUCCUCUCUGUCGUCUAUUCUUGUUUAUCCGUGAAGGUUGUGGAUCCACCACCAAAGUUUGUGUUCCGGGUGGUGUCUGGUCCAGUUGUGUACACAGCCAUAUCUGUCGUCAACGCUCUGCGAAGGUCUGGGCGCCGUUUUCUGUCUGUGUCUCCCAACUGGACUACACCAGACCGCAAAUAUCAAAUCCACACAGGUAACGGGCUGUCUUACUCUCAACACUUAGGUAGUCUGAGGUAAACUAUAGUUUUUAAACUUGGUCUAAUUCCUGUUUUUUCCCCAGUGCUGCAGUUUGUCCCCAGUCACACAGACGUGCGCGUCUGCAACUUCAGUGAGAGCAUGGAGAGAGGUUUGACUAAGGCCUUUGCAGAAGUGCGUCGACGUUCAAAGGAGUCGACCAACUUCACUGUGCAGGUGAGUGGAAACAAAGAUGAGCAGCCUAGUGCCCAUAUUACAGCUGUAUUUUCAUGAGAGUGCUUCACAGUCACACAGUUUGAUGUGUAAAGAUCGUACCCUCAAGUUAUUUUGUAUCUACAAAGCUGUGUAAAAAGUAACACCCACAAAGCUGUGUUUAACUUCUUAUCAGUGGAGGGCAGCCAAAAUGAAGCAUUUCAGACAGAGGAUGAAAAGUCCUGCAAAUAGGGGCUUUUCAAGGACACCUGUAUGAGAUACAUAAGGAGUUUUUUUAUGCUGCAAAUCAGCCACUGAGCAUUUUUUGGUGUAAAAGAGGUCUUAUAGACUUCUACAUACAUCUUAGAUGACUGGUCUGAAAUCAGGCUACCACAGGUCUAAAAAUGAACGUUUUUUAGACAUCUAAAUUUAGACCAAGUUUAGACUUAAUUUAAAUCUGGGCUAUAUCUAUACUGUACUGUAUAUUGCUCAAUGGCUAUCAUAAUUAUUUUGUAUUUAUAUUAUAUAGUACUAACUCACAGUUGCUUUUUGAAAUAAAUAUUUAUGGAAUAAUGGGUUAAAGUGCAACGUCUAAAUUCUGUCUAAAAAUAAACAGAAUCUAGACGGUUGAAAUUAGGUCUAAAAAAAAAAAAAAAACUAGACGUCUAAUAGCCGUCUAUUGCUCAGUGAGUGGAAAGCUGCUCAGUAGGGGUCUCUCUUUUUCAUACUACAUUAGCAGAUUUGUUUUAUUCCUUACAAGCAGUUCAGGUCUCAUACUGAGAUAUUUUUAAAUAUGACAUUUUCCUGGACUUGUCAGGUGAAUCUGUUUAAGUUAAGCCUGAUAAGACAUUUAUUCUACCACAAAUAAAACGAAAACAUUUGCUAAUAUUCAAGGUUUUUCAAGUGUUCAAACAUCUACAGCAAGUGAAAAUAAGUUGUUGCCCUCUGAGCUGUAAUCCCGUCUGAAUAUGUUUCAGAUUGUCAACAUCACCAUGACUGCUCCUAAAUAUCAGGAUCGACAGCUGGUGAGGCAGCCGGUGGACAUCACCUUCACUGUGCGUGGGUCAAAAGGUUAUCUGAUGGGGUCAGAGGUCAGCAAUGCUCUGAUGAAGCUCACUAUGGUGGAAUUCAGCUAUUACAUGGGCUUCCCUGUGCUGCAGGUUGCGGAGCGUGAGUCCCACUGUAUUGUGUUUCUGUAUUUUGACCGUCUCUAAAGUUGGCUGUUCUGUGAUUUUUUUUUUUAUCCUAGUCAACAAUGAAUAAUAUUUUGACUUUCUUAAAUUAUUUUCACAGCCUUUCAUUAUCCAGAGUUGAACACCAGUCAUCUGCUUCGCUCCUCUUGGGUCAGAACAGGUAACACAGCUAAAGCUCACAACAUAGUAAAACGUUGAUACAGCCUUUGUGCUGAUCUCUGAUGUUUUCUUGUCUGUUAUCUGUGUGUUCAGUUCUUCUAGGUGUGCUGGACCAGAAAGUGGGAGAGAGGACUUUCCAAGCCAACAUGGAGCGCAGGGUGGCCAUCUUACUAGGGGAGGCGAUGGGUUUGGUCAGACGAGUGAAGAGAGCGACCACUAUUGGGAACAGCAGCGUUCAGGUAGUGCAUGAAAACAGCACAUUUCUGAACACACACAUCUUCACACAGGAAGAUCGUUUUAACUUUUUUUUUCAUUUGGCAGCCUUCAAAAACAGACGGCAUCUUGUGUACAUACGGUUCAGACUUUGUAGCACUUGUUAACACUCAUUUGAUUACUGAGACAAGAUAACUUAGCAGUUUCUUUUUCUUCAGUGGAGAAAAGCAUAUGGUAUCAUGUAAAAUAAAAAGGUUGAUUUCUCGUGCUUUUGGUAACCAAAGUCAGGCAGGUUAUUUUUCUGAUGCAUAACUUUUUAAAUGCUUGAAAAGCGUCCUUCUUUCUGCGCUGACAUCAUUAAUUCCUGAUGAAGCCCUCUCUAACUACCUCGUUUGAGCACUGAGGCCUCAUUAUGUGAGCGUCGCAGUGUUUGUAACCGCUGAAAGCCUCGCUGCUUUACUAAUCAGGCUCUAGCUUUUGUGGGCUCGCUCCGCACCUGCUCAGCUCGUCUCAAAAGGGACAGGAUAGGGCUCUGUCUCCAUGGCAACAGCAUCCUAUUCACCCCAGAGGCAGGCCGCUCAGAAGACUACAACCUCACGAGUCCUCCUUCCUUCUUCUCUUCCUCGUGUGUUCCUCUAGUCCUGUUGUUUGGUUUGAGUUCCUGCGAGUCACAGAGCUGCAAAGAGCAGAUCAAUUAUUAACUGUUUCUCUGUCUGCAUCCUGCCUUUGGAUGAUCAAGACUCUAUGUCUCUGUUUUUGAGAGAGAAGAGGCUGUGGAGGGAGAGACACAGAGACAGAGUAGAGGGCUCAAAAAUCAGGAGAACAGAGAGAGCAAAACCCUCAGAUAAAAGAGACUUGUUAUGGCAGAAGAGAGAUGCAUAUUUGAUGUGAGCUCAGGAAGUGGGAGUGCUUAAAAAAGGUCUUUAAAUAGGGAGCUGUCAGUGUGAUGAAUCUCAUCUCUAGAAGAGGAGCAGACUUGUUCUUUUGACCUUUUAACCACCUGCUUUUCUGUCUCCAUAAAACCCAUGAAGCAGUUUACGGAGACAGAGGACCUUAUUGCUGAUGAACCUUUGCUGUCUGUCUUUGUGAUAAAAUGAGAGCUCUGAUUUAGCCUUUGGCAUCUUUACUGCCUUUCAAAAUGCUCGUUCUGCAUAGUCACAAUUUAGUGUUAUGCAAAGUAGCCUUAUUAUGUGCUUGUUCUCCUUUCCAGCCAUGAUAGGAAACUGUCAUCAGUGAUGCUGGAUUGGAUUUUUUUACAUUUCAAAGACUUAUCUUCCAAGUGUCUGCUAAGAAAUAAUGAGAACAAGUGUCUGAACUCCUUCAGGAAUCUUCAUCUUGCUCUCUUGAACAUACACAAUUACAAAAGACACAUACAUCAAACAGACGCCCUGAACCGUCAAACAGAAUCAGUGUGUUGUUGUCACCUGAGAGAAUACCUCAUGAGUCUGCCUACACAGAUAAAAGAGGAGGUGGAAACGGGGUCGAGCAGCGACGCACACAUUCAUGCUCUCAUCUUUCCACUCUAAUAAGCCUGCAUUGACUGGAUUAGACGCUGGACCAGAGAGCCUGCCCAGCCGUUUUUCUAUGUCAACCCAGGCAUGACCCACACUUUACUCUUUCCAGUAAUGCAGACAGCAGACUGCUGGCCCCAGGGCACCCACAGGGAGACGACUACACAUACACGCUCACAAAAAGACACAGACUCUCUCGUUCGUGUGUUUGACAACAUGGAGAGAUAUUUGCCCAAUGAAGACUCGUUACAGGGAUUACAGAACAUGAGCUAAUGUAUCAUGAGUGAGCUGUUUCUGUUUCCACGUGCAUGAAUCUUUACACACAUUCACUGGCAUCAUGUCAGUUCAAAAGGAUGAUACAAUUAUUAUGUUUUCAAGGAUUUUUUUUUUCUUAAAAUAAAUGUAUUUUCUUUCUCACGUGUGUCGUUCCAAUUUAAUUCAGAUAUAAUGCAGAUAAAGACUUCAGAUAGUUACAAAUGGGGCCGGGUCAAUGUGACAGUAAAAAGCAUUGGUGCUACUGUAGAUGCCAACAGACUACCAGCAAACACAAUGUUUGCAGGACUGCAUGAAAUGGUUUUAGUCACGCAUGCAGCAAAAUAAGAUUUCCAAAUGGUUUGAGCCUAAAUUAGUAUUUUGCUGUAUAUGUCUCCUGAUGUUACUUUCAGUAAAUCAUGAAAUUUUAGAACAAGUCUAAAACAUGUCUGGCAAAACAAGAAAACAGGUGCAGUUGUUUUAUUGUAGAAAAUGUGCAAAAACAACAACAACAACAAACUCAACUUCUUCUCUCCAGGUUGUCAGUGCGCGUCGGCUGGAGGGUGCGGACAAUCCCCUGGAGAUCGUGUAUUUUGUGGAGGGUCCCAGUGGUCAGAGGAUGCCCGCAGAUCAAGCAGCAAACAUUCUCAACAGCCUGGACGUCCAAAGAGCUGCCAUCAUUUUAGGGUACCGCGUCCAGGGCAUCUUAGCUCAGCGUGAGUACCUUUUGAAAUAGAUAUAACUGUUUGUAUACGAACACAAAACUGAUGGAAACUUCUCUGAUAUUUUGUGGGGCAGGCUGCAUUCAGAACUGGGUGGUGAACACAUCCAAGUGAUUUGUCAAAAAGCUGGAUAAGAAUAGAUACCAGGAAAAAUCUGCAUCAAUGGAAAGCAUAAACUUUCCGUCCCAUGCAUGCACAACUUACAAAAUUCAGUGCAACAGUGUCCUUUGUGUGUUUGAUAUCCAGACCCUGACCGUGUCAGAGCAGGGAAAGUUGCACCAGGUUGCAAAUAUAGAUAAAAAUCAGCUUGAAGUCAUGGUUUGAAGUUUUGCCCACAUGCGCCUAACUUCAAAUUUCCAGGAGUGUGGUCCACAUGUUAAAGGGGCUGUGGUAUUUGUAGUUUUUUUGCUGCUGGUAUAAAAUUAUAGUGAUGCUCUUUGUCUUUCUGUUAUUUAGUUGUUUUGUUUGAUGUAUACAUUCAAAGAUUUGUUUUUAUCCCUGCACCUUAAAAGUCACUUUUUAAGGUUCAGUUGUUCUCCACCGAACUUUGUUAGAAGGUGUUUCCUCAGAGGGAGACAAAAAGAGGAAAACAAAGUCUCAUUAUCACUAAACUUGUUGAUAAGCUCCUCAUAAGACCUUCUUGUGUUCUUUUGUAUGUUUAUAGUAACAUUUGAGCUAAUUACCUCCCUCUGUAUGCUCUGUACUCGUAGCCCGUCUCCCUCAUUAGGAAUCUAAACAAAGGAUGAGGGCCUAAUGAGAGCCCCUCAUGGGACUGUGUCUCCGUGCUGACUAUGUUUUUUUUACAGCCCUCUCCCUGGGGAUGAAAUGAGUGUUAAUUAAAUCUAAUGAAGGUCUGCAUUGAAGAUUUCAGCUCUAAGACAGGAGGCAGCGCUUUAAGGAUAGAACAUGUUCAGCUUUCCAUCCUCCAAGUGUUUGUGAAGAGCGAUAAAGAGGAGAUAAAAAAAUAUCCACAAAUGAAUCUCAGGAUUGAUGCUGAACUUGAAACUAAGAACUCAUUCUCUCUUUGUGUAGCUGUGGAGAAAGUUACAUCCCCCCCCUCCGACACCGAGAACACCAACGUGUGGAUCGUCAUCGGGGUGGUGAUCCCCCUCAUCGUGGUCAUCAUUAUCAUUUCCAUCCUGUACUGGAAACUGUGUCGGACUGAUAAGCUGGAGUUUCAGCCGGAUGCCAUGACCUCCAUCCAGCAGAGACAGAAGGUAAAGUUCACCCUGGGUUACAAAGUCUCUCUUCUUGUUUCUGAUGUUAUUUGGACAGUAUUUUAACAGUUUCAAUAGUUGGAAUAUGACCUGUGUCAUAAGUCUUUGAACACAGUGUUGUUUGGACCCACCAGUCUCAUCACCACCAACAUGUUUCACAGAAAGGUUAAAAAGAAGCCAAGAAGAUGAGCUCACUCUUCAGUCCAAAUGAACUUCUUAUUAAUUGGUGUAUCUGUCAUUGUAAUGAAUGUGCUGGAGGCCUUCUCACUAUCUGGACUUUAUGAUUUCUUAUUUUAGAAAGUGGCAGUAAAAGUUUAAUGACCCCGAUCUGGAGCCUUAUGAAAAGGCAGGAGUUGGGUUAGACGUCAUGAAAUGGACUUUUGCUCUUCUUUCAGUUCAUUUUAGUAAGAACAAUAACAAGAUAAAAAAUGCAACUUCUAUUCUCAAGAAGAGACUCAAAUGAUAGUGGUGGACUCUCUGCUAUUUUUGCCGAUAGCAUUGACUGAUUUUGGUCCAGGUAAAUGUCAGUGAGCAUACUUAUGCAAAGUUGUGUUGUAGCUUCGUUCAACUCCAAGAUAUCAUGGUGCCGGACCUUUACAAGCAUUACAGAUCGACAUUUGUCUGUCUUUUUGCAAAACUUCAGAAUCCUUCUUAACAGCUGAAAGGUUAAAGCAUCUUGACAUGCUGCCAUAGUAAGAGCUGAAUACAACUAUCAUCCCAUCAGCCAUUCAUGUUAUUCCAAAUUUUCACACAACUUUUUUCAGCCUAUAUUUUCAGAUACUACUAUCAUGCCAGUAGUAUCAUGCAUCCCUGUAAGAAACCUUGUUGUGUGGUUUCAAUCAGUAAACUGAUUAAAUAACAAAUCUGUUUAUUUCUCUUUUCAAAGUAGAAACAGAUUAAAAAACAAAAACAAUGGAGAGUCAAUUUUGUUGUCAAAGUAAUAAAAAACAUAGUAAAGCACUAAGGGGAAUGGACAGAUAUGAAACUGGUAACUACAGGUAACUUUUAUCAAGUUCACAGCCAAAUCUGAGUUACUUUUUCAUCAUUUAGUACAACCCCAUUACCAGAGGAGGUGGGGCAUUAAGUAAUAAAUUGAUGAAAACUGAAUUUGAUGGUUUGCAAAUCAUUUAAAGCCUAUGUUUAAUGGUGAAUAGUGCAAAAACAACAAAUCAAAUCAAAUGCUGGAAGUGAAAAUAAAAAUCUAUUAUGAAAAAUAUAAACUCAUUUGUAAAUUUAAUGCUGAAGAAGUGAUGCAGCACAAUACAAUGGUUUGACAUGUGUCGCUGAUGUCAAAUUAUUGAUUUGACUAUUUGCCAUGUUGUUUUUGCACGACUGCAUCUUAAUACAGACUUAAUCAUCUCAUACAUCUUAUCAACAUUUUACAUGGGGCCCCGUCUCAUGUGGAUUUGGGGUCCCACGAGCAGCACAUGGUUUAUCUUCAUGUACAAGCUGGUUGUUUGUUCCAGCUGCCUCAUCCCAGUAAAUCUUUCUGUCGAUGUCUGGGUUUCUUUCUCCUCCGUUCGCUGUUUUUCUUAAGCUGAAGCUGGUAAAUGAACCCUUCACUCUGGGUUAAUGCAAUCAGAGGCAUGUACAGAAAUAACUACCACUCAGUCUGCUCUCUGUUUAACACAAUCAUCUGUCACUUAACACCGCCCUCCUCUCUCAGUCUACCACCGCUUUUGAAGAAUCAAGGUCCUCUCUGCAUCAGACGCUCACUCCAACUAAAAAGGAUGUAGAGUCUAGUGAGGGGGAGUAUGAGGAGGAGGAGGAGGAGUAUGAAGAAGAAGAAGAAGAAGAGGAGGAGGAGGAGGAGGAGGAGAAGGAGGUUAAAGUCGGGAAGGUACAGAGAAAUGUCUGGUGGUUUUAGAAGCUGUAGAGGAGACCUAGUUUGUGUGGGUGUUUGGUAGAUGUUGUGAAUGAACAGACGAAAAAAAAAAGUGUUCAAUAGUUUAUAGUCCAGAGUGAACAGCGUCAUCAUUUGAAGUAUUUAUGCCGACAAUUGCUUCUGUUCAGACACCAGCAGCUCUACCUAAGAGCACACAGAAUAUGAGCAGUGAGGAAGAAGAGGAGGAGGAAGAGGAGGAAGAAGAAGAAGAAGAGGAGGAAGAGGAGGAGGUGGAGGAAGAAGAAGAAGAGGAAGACACAGAUGAAGAAAAGGAGAAGUUGAAAAAGAAAGGAGGCACACAAGUGGAGCUGAAACGACAAAUGAGCAAAGGGAUGAUGAUAAAAGCAGGAGAGAUGAAGACAGAGGACAAAAAGAGAGUGAUGAGUAAAGGGAGGAGAGCCAAGGAGGAGGUACACUGAUCAGUAGCUGUAGAGACUACCAAAGGACAGUAGGAUGGAGUUUUUCUAGACAUAGUAUGAAUGAUUUUGUAGUCCUAGAUCAGGGGUGAGCAAUCAUGUGCCAUUGAGGGCCGAGAGGCUGCAGGUUUUCUCUCCAACCCCAAACUCCACCAGGUGAUUUCACUGAUUAGUCCCUGCUCUCUGCUUGGAGGUAAGGUAAUGGGCCCUCCAUGGCACAUGAUUGCUCACCCCUGUCCUAGAUCCUUGUGAAUGGAGGGUAUGCACUGACCUCGCUUUCCAGUUAGAACCCGCCUCCUCAAUCCUGCAGGCAUGGACAUGGCUGGUCAUUUGUAACGAAAAUGAGAGGAAAACUGACAAAUACCUGCUGUAACAAGUGUGGUCAAACUGAGCAGAGACACCCCCUGAUUUACCACAGCCACAGAAAUCAGGUCCACAGGCAUAUACAUGUUCAAUCUUCUGCAAAGCUCUGAGGCCACCCCCAACUUUGGUUUUUAUGAUCAUCCAUAUUUGUUUCUCAUUCUCACAGUCUAAAAUGUAACUAUUGUAGUCAGAUUUCAGCUAUUAUUAUCACGUCCAUAAAAUACCUAAUGAUAUCAUCGGAAAAUAAAACAACACAAUUAGGGUUAGGAUUAGUCAAAAUGAGGAAAAGCAAGAAAACUGUGGAGCAACACCUGACCUCACGAACUUACACCAACAAACGCAGUUAGCUUAAAUGUCAUCAGCUGUUUCUGAGGAUGUUGACAUUUUGGAUUUAUAAACAUCACUGACCCUGUGACAAAAUACUUUUGAGAGAAGACUUGAUAGAACAAUUUUGCAAUGCUUUUAUUUUGAAAUUUCCAUCUUGCAUUUAGGUUACUUUCUUUCCUGCUUUGUAGAUCUAUGCUUUUAUUUUGAAGAGUAAUUACCCAGAGAGGCACAAGCUUUGACACUGUUUUUGGAUCAAAAUAAAUCCAUGACUGUCAUUUUUGAUAGUGCUGACGUCUAGAUGAGACACAUGGUGACUGUGAUCUAACUAGCAUGGAAUUUUUUCUUGGUCCAGUUUUCAAAAACAUUAAUAGUCAGUAAAUUAAUUUUUAUAUUAUAAAUUGCAAACUUUAUAAGUGAUCAGACCCUCAAUCAUGUACGUCAUGCACGUGCUAAGUCAGACCCCUGUUGGCACAUACCCCUGCUUGAAAUUUCAAUGUUUAACAGCCUUUUUAUAAAGCUUGUGAAAAAGACACAACAAAGUGUGUCUUUCACUAGUGUGACUGCUCAAUUUCUUUAAACAUCUGAGAUCUGUGCCACUUUGAACAGUGUACACACUAAUAGACGUCUGCUGAGUCUGCAUCCAGGUCCCUCUCAUAAGAUUAGCCCAAGUAGAAACUCACCAUGAACCAGACCACUUUAUUCUCAAAACACAAUGACUUUAUUCUCAUAAGAUUACGACUUUACCUCAGCUUUAUAUUUAUUAGAUUGUGACUUUUAUCUUGGAACAUUAGGUCAACAACUUUACUUUCUGAUGACUUCCGUCUUUACUUCUUUCUUCUCUAAAUUUAAAAAGAAAUUCUUAUCAGUUUACCACUCUUUUCCUUAUUUUUUUUCAAGUCUAUAAAAAAAAAGCUCUGACUUUUUUGAGUAUUCAGCAGCCAAUGCUUCCAAGCCCUUUUUGUGUUUCAGGUUGACUGCAGUGACCACCUCAUACCCUGACCAGCAUGUGCAUAACCUCCAUGUUUAAAAAAUCCCUGUGCUGUGAAGUAGUGGAUCUGUAGAUGCCAUUUGAUGUUACAUUAGUGUUCUGGUGUUCCCUCAUUUACCAUUAGAGCUGCAGCUUAGUGGUAAUUAGAGUGUGUAAUGUGUGGGAGAUAUCAGUAGCUGUGUGUUUUCUCUUAUCCAGCCUCACUCUUGAUAAUAGUGAUGCAGAUUUUACUUUUUCAGCUGCAGCUUUUUUUCUCAGCUUUCACACUCAAUGACUGGCCUUGUUUAUAUGCCUGAGAGCAGCGUGCACAAACAUGAACACACACUCUUUCUCUGCCUCUCUGGUUAAGCCCUUUUACGUUGGCAAGCAUCAUAGCAGAUUAGCUUUUUCUAAGCCGGGCGUUUUGCAACAAUUAAGUCCGUGUAAGUGUUUGAAUAAUUUGGAGAGUUAACACAAAUGUGUAAACUCUCUCCUGUAUAUAAGUUUCAGUGUCGCAUAAUGAGAUGUGCCACUCUCUGUUCACUCCUCAGAUAGUCUCAGCCUCCAUCCUGCUCCACCUCAGAGGAAAGCCCCCACCCCUGCACUUCUUUAUUCAUUAAUAUCUGUCUGGGUCUGGCUCCUGGACACCGUUUGUUUGCUUCUCAGCCUGAUAAAAAAAACCCUCAAAACUUAGUCUGACCUCGCUGCACACUUAGAUCUCAGCUUGUUAAUUCUUAAAAUUUCAGUUUUUUUCCUUUAUGAUAAAGAAAAAACUUCAGGAAAUGUUUGUAGCACUUUUGCAUGUGUUUAUGUUUCAGAAGAAACUUCACAUUGAUCAGUCAUAAAGGUAUCAGAUAUCUGGGCUCCAAGAAAUCAGAGUAUUGGCCACUGUCCCAGUAAAAGCCUCGACCAAUUACUGUAAAUCUUCUGAUAGAAGCCUAUCCAAAUUAAAAGUAUGGUCCCCUUUUAGUGGCAGUGUGAGUGUUUCAUUUAGGUGCCCAUGCACCUUAAUUGUUGAUCUGGUCUGUCCACUAUGAUUCGCCUGUUUUGUUUUUUAAACUUCACUGAAAUGCGACACGUCAUGUUUACUGUACCUCCUCUUUGUCAGCAUGGGGAAAACAGCAAGCUAGAUGCAGCAAGACUGCAAAAUUUUCACAACAACAAAAUGCAGGAAGACGCUUAUCUUUUAAGAUUACAAAACACAAAAGUUCAACUUCAGUUUAUGCCCAAGAAAGAUGGCAAAACUGCUGACUGGAGUUGAGGUGAAGAAGGAGGGUUAACAAUCUGAGCAUAUGCACAAAUCAAUCCACAGUGCACAAAGCAUGACAUUAACAUAGUAAGAGGCUUGAAGGAUAGAAAUAAAGGCCCCAAAAAACAACAAAAACUCAUGUAUGUUCAAAGAUAAUUGAAAGCAUGUCCCAAAAAAAAGCCAAGGCAAGUUUGAAGAUUGAAACAAACAAAAGCCCAGGCUGCUAAUUAAAGUUUUAUGGUAAUUUAUUUUGUCUCAAAGAAAAUCUGCAAAAUCUUAGUUUAACUUCUAAUCACACUGGCCUUUUAGAGCUAUGCAGUGCUGACUGAUACUAAAGUCAAUAGUAAGCUUUGAAAGUAAACCUCAGUUGUCAUCUAUGGUCGCCUCAAGAUAAUAAAAGUUAAAUUAUUGAAUAAACUCCCUUAUUUCCUGUCUUGACCAUAAAUCAUUCAUUUAUUUACUGUAGAGUUAAUAUUUUCUCCCUCUCUCGCUCGCUCUCUCUCUCUCUGUCUGACUUCCACUUCUUUCCUUCUUUAUUUCCAUCUCUGCUCCCGUCCUCAGCUGCAGGCUCCAAGUGUGAAAGGCUUUGACUUUGCCAAGCUGCACCUGGGCCAGCAGAGUAAAGAUGAUGUCAUGGUGAUCCAGGAGUCUGUCCCGCCGGGGCCGGGCCCUGGACCACUGCCCACGUCCAUUAAAGACGGCUUCAGCCCAUCUGAGAAUGGAGAAAUCCCAACCCCGGUCUCCAAAGCUUCAGUGAACUCUACCAAGGCUUCACGCAGCAGCAGGAGGAGAGAAAGGUAAAUUAUGACCUAAGUAUGUCUUAAAUAAGCCAACUGAAAUGCCACAAUAAAGGAAAAAGAGGAAAAGAAUCAAAUAAAAUUAAAAAACAGCCAAAUCCUGUUAUAUUUUCAAUGUUUAUCUGUAUUUACAUAGAGUGAAAGGUCCAGGGAUAAAAAAAAGGGAAAAGUGGAAGAUGUUUUUCAUCAGAAACUUUGAAAAAAAAGUUUAAAUGAAAUUUAUAGAAAAAAGUCCUAAUUCAAUUAAAAAUUGGCUCCAGUACUCUGUAGUACAGUUCAGUUAGACUUUCACCAUUUUCGGUUUGCAUAAUGACAAAAAUAUCCUCCUCCAGGUAUUUAUUCAUCCCUGUCCCUGGCCUCUAAAACUCUUCAGUAAAAUGUGAUGGUGUUGUGAUAUUUUUUUUUCAUUUUCAUUUUUAUUUUAUUAAUUUUUUGGGGGGGAAUUUUUGCCUUUAUAGAUAUGACAGGUUGGAAGUAUGGGGGGAUAGAGAGAAAGGGGGGAGGACAUGCAGCACAUGGUCGGGGCCGGACUCAAACCAGCGACCUAUAGGUGGGGCGUGCUAACCUGUUCGGCCAUCUGUGCGCCCCGAUUUUCCUGUUUUUUUAUGAUUUUUUUUUUUCUUGAGGAACUUUAACACCAUUCCCAAUUCCCUGCCUCAUGCUUUAGCAAACAGAAAAAGACAAAAAAUUUAAAGUAUUAUGAGUUGUAUGUCCUCAUAUGACAGCUGGCAGGUUCAAUUCAUCAGGAAUUUAAUCGUCUUGCUGUAAACAUUCUUAUUUAUUUACAACUACGAGAUGUAAGUCAUGUGACCUUUUCUUUAAGGAACCCCCUCCCAACCCCCCCAGGCUUCUACCUUUCUGGGAAAUCACUAUUCGUAUUUAUGCAUGGCAAUUCAAGAUGUGAGUGUGUCCUUUUUCUUCUAUUAUUCAUGUCUAUGUGUUUUUUUCGGGGCAGGAUCUCGCCCUCAGACGGUGACUCGGUGGUGAGUGAUCAUUCAAGUGAGCGAGAAUCAAAUGAGGAGAACCUGAGAGGCCACGCCACGCCCAACGACAGCAAGCAGACCCGCAAAGUGCCCAUCAAUGUUUUAAACGGUGAGUAGCCUUGGCAACGCACACAUCAUUUCCCCAAACAGAGAGAGCGAGCACAAGGGGGGAAGGGAGGGAGGAAACCGAGGGGACAGGACAGAUAAAAAGGAACAACUCAAGCGAGCGUGUGAUCAACAGGAGAGUGGAGUUCAGAGCAGCAGAGACUGUAAUGCUGAAAAAAACAUACAAAAGCGAGAAGAAGACUGAAGGAAGUGCAGCAUCAACCGAAGCAGGGACAUAAAGAUCAGAGAGGAGGACAGAAAAAGUAGGGCCCUGUUUGAACUCUAUUCAGUGGUGGAAACUAGUUCAGAGAGCGGAAAGAGAGAGAGAGAAAAAAAAGAGUAAAGAUAACUGAAGUUACUCUAUCGGACAGCUUGUUGAUAGAUUCAAGCCUGCAAAGCGAUACGUACUGGAGCUAGAGGCAGCCAGGCGAGCAGACUGCAGGCUGACUCACCCUCAGAGGAAUGGUCUCUGUUUUCUUAUUGAUAAAUCUCUGACUGGGACUGCAAACGCUCGGCAACAGCGGGCCUCAUUCACUGAUAUCUGCCCCAUUUCUUUUCUUGAAUAAGCUCUCGAAAAAGUCCUAAAGAAUAGUCGUGGGCAGAUCCAUGAAUCCUUUCCUACGCUGCAGGAUUUUUCACCCCUGUGUUCUCAAAUGAGAGAAUGCUACGCAAUUUAAAGUUGUCAUUUAUUAUUAUUUGUAAAGAAAAAAACUCCUCUGGAGCCCAUAAAAUAACACAAGACUGGGGCACCGGUUACAGCAGCUAUAUGCUGAAGUCCAUGGAGCAGAUCAAAAACAACCUGCAGCCCUUUGCUGCAAAGCUCCACCCAGUCCUUCUCUCUCUUUCCCUCUAGUUUCCUACCCUCUCAUAGUCGUAUGAGGCGUGAAAAUCCACAAAAAUCUGAAAUAUAUUCCUUUGUAAUCUCUUUGUGAAUAUUGAGAAUAAAAAACAUGAUUUUGUAAGAUUCACAAAGACCUCUCAGAAGUGCAAAGAAUUACACAAAGUAUUAAAACUAACAGCCUCGGUACAAGACAUAAAAAAAUCCCACCAACAGAUUUGAAGCUGACACUGGAGGCGAGGAUCAUCAGAAACAGUGACACCAACUCUAUUUCAUUUUUUUUAAAUAAUGACACAGUCUUUUUUUUCUCAGCACUGCAGCUAUGAAACAAACAAACAAAAACUGAAAUAAAACCAUGAGUUGAUUAUCUGUGAGUGAGAUGAUGUUAUUGUUAACGUGUAUAAAAGUUGUGUGUAUAGCUUACUUUCAGGCAGUUGGCAGCCAUACACAUUGUUACUUCACUGACUGAAAAGUACAUCAUGUUAAAAUUUGUACUUAUUUACAGUGUUAAAUAAUACACAGACUAAGGCUGUCUCAAUAUCACAUUUUUACCUCAUGAUUGUGGUGUCCAAAAAGAUUCACAAGAACAAUAUUGAGGUGAUAUUUACAUGAUAUUUACAAGAAAUACCUUGUCCUCUUUCCAAAGUCCAAAAAUCUCCCAAACUGAGAAGGUAACUGUUCUUAGAUGUGGGUAGAGUGCCUGGGUUUCUUUGCCACUGUCAUGGUAACUGUGAACCAAGUUUGUGUUAACAUAAAGUGAAGAGAUUUUUAAGAAAAACUUUGGUAUUGGUCAGAGUAGACAGUGGUAGUGGUGGCAGAGACCCUGGUGAUGUGUGGUGGAGGGGGGUUGCAGCAGUCAGAGCUGGAGCAGAGAGGAGAACUGGUUUAAAGUUUGUGAGCAGAAAAAAGGAUUGGUUAGUAGAGCUCAGGGUACAUCUGGCUGGUAUGAUCAGGUGGUGAAAGACACGAAAUAAAAAAGGAGAGAAAUAAACAGAGUGAUACGAAUGAAUAAGUGACUUCAUGAACCAGUUUUUCUAAUUAAACAUCGAGCUUUGUUUGGUAAAUGAGGCUAAAUGCUCAAAAGUUUUCUGCAGGAGAGAAACAGAAAUUUUAAUUUUUUGUCUUACUUUCAUCUCUCUCUGUCUGUGUUUGCAUCAGUGUUUUCUUCCCUUUUUUUCGUUUGUCUGAUUUCUGAAGUUCACACGAGCAGAAGAGAAGCUUUCAUCAGCCGGGAAUGACUCAUUUGCCUUCCCUCUCUCCCUCUCUCUCUCUUCCUCCCAUCUUUAUUUUUCUUCUUCACAAUGUCGAAGCUGCAGUCUUGGUUUUAGGCUCUUUAUUUUCAUUGUAAACAUACUGUACCUACUUCUUUUCUCUGCUGUUUUUAUUUGACCUCUUUCACUUCAGUAAAACUCUUUCUUCUCUCUGUUGUGGUUUCCAGGCAAGAAUAGAAUCGGUAAGAGUUUGUCUUCUCUCUGUCUGUGUCUCUGUAGACCUCAGGUCUGACCUCCAGCAGCUGUGUCUGUGUGCUUUCUGUCUGUCUGUCUGUCAGUCUGUUUGUCUCUGCUGGCUUUGUGCUCAGCCUGUUCACACCAUCCAUCACUGUCUGCUCAGCUGUCAGUCACACUGAAGAGACCGUCAAACAAAGGCUGAGCCAUUGUUUGAAAUGAAGUUAAGCUGUUAGAAAAAGAGUCAGAGUUCAUUUCAUGUUCCCACCGGAAAUGUUAACCCUGGGCUUUUUUUACACCUCGUGUUUCAGAUGUAGUUAUAUCACCUUUAGACAUUAACCACCUCUCCUCCAUCCCCUAAUUUAUUUCAACACUUGCUUAUGGACUCGUAGCGACCUUGUUUGGACUGCAUAACAGCCUCUUUUUCUUAACCCUCUCCCCAGGUCCUCCUCCAAUGAACGGUACAAACGAGCACGUGUCCUCGGCGUCCAUCUUUGAACAUGUUGAUCGGAUGUCUCGAGCCACAGAGGCCAGCAGGAGACUCCCCAACAAAGUGCAGCUGAUCGCCAUGCAGCCUAUGCCUAUCCCCCCUCUGCGCAGCCCCCCCAUCAACGGAAAACUGUCCAACACCAACCAGAUCAACAAAGAGGUUUGUUUGACUCACCACUUUUGGAAAAGACUGCCCUCCCUGGCAAAUAGGAUAAACUUGAGUACAAAUACAAUGUUUUUGUUUAUUUCCAAAACACGUUUGCAGGCUUUGUGGAACUUAAGCAGCACGAGGACAUGUAUUUCUUAAAUAAAGUCACCAAGAUAUUACAUCUUUUUAAAAAACAAAUGGGCGCAACAAGUUAGUUUGGUUGUAAAGGUGAUUAAUUAUUCCUAAAACAGUUAAAAGAAACUUGAGUUUCGUUCAUAAUGCCUCAAAGAUUAGUCUUCAAAAAUAACAUUGACCCCUGAUUAUGAAUACCUCCUAAGGGUUUUUUCUCUUUUAUUCCAGAGUUAUUUGUUUGAAAAAUAUGAAGGCGUCAUCUUUUUUUUUUUUAAUUGCAGUUAAAAUUUCGAUAUCGAAUCAAGCUGCGCCUCUGUUUCUUGUGUAAUCUCGAGGAUAUGACUAAUGUUAGACACUUUCAGCCAUCUUUUAAGGUUCUGACACAAAGAAAAUGUUUUAAUUAAAAUAAAAUUAACUCGGAAUAAAGAAGUAAAAUUAUGAAAAUUAAGUCAUAGAAGGAAACUUGCAAAUUUAAAAGGAAAAGUCAUAACUGAGCCAAAACAAAGCUACAGUUCAAGAGUCUGGGUUUCAUGUUUGAAAGAUAAGGUCAAUUAUUGAUAAGAAGAAAAUCGUAAUUCUGUGCAGCUGCCAGUUAGUUGACCCCACUUCAAAAGGGGAGUGGCUAGUGAUGAUAUCAUGACUGGAUUUUCCAACUUAAUUUUUCAAUAUAUUUAAUAAGACUAAUAAUAAUAAUAACUAAUAACUAAUAAUAAAAAUAAGACUUUUGUUUUCAUACUCUUCAUACUCAGAUUUUCCUUUUUUCCCCUUUUUUUAAAUUCUGCCCCUGUUGUAGAUUCAAAGCAAGAAAACUAACAGUUGGCUUGCAAAAUAAAAUGCUAUUACCACUGUACACAUAUGACAUGAAGUAACUGUAGUGGGGUGUUACAUUAGUAGAAACCAACAAGAACUGUUUAUCAGAAAGUACACAGGUCAGAUUUUCAAGCUUUUGUCUGACAAAGUCCCAUUUCUCCAGAUUCAGGUAGCACUGAGGCACAAAUCAGAGAUCGAACAUCAUCGCAACAAGAUCCGCCUGCGCGCCAAGAGGAAGGGCCACUAUGACUUCCCCACCAUGGACGACGUGAACGGUGGCCUUACAGACGCAAAAGACCAAGAUCACAUCUAUCAGAAAGCUCAGUUUCAGAUUGAUAAGAUACUGGACCCGGAAGCUCAGAUGCCAGCCAUCUUCAUGCACUCCAAGAAAAGGUCAGGGCUCCGUUUUGUCAGACAUGUAGCUGUUUUAUUAUCCUGACUUUAGGUUAAAAAAACAAAACUUUUUCAUUGUUGAAAGUCAUCAUUUUUUAAUAUCUUUCCUCAGUGUUCGAGGGAGGCGCUCUCCCAAACAGAGGAUGAAGGAGCAGUUAAAUGGAGGCAUGAUGGAGGCAGACAAAGAUCAGCUCAUCACAGAGGACAGUGAUGCCGCCUACAGGAAGUGUCCUGGAGUCAACAAUGUGGCCUAUGUGGUGAGUAGCGCACAGUAGUCAGACCACUUCUACGCUAUUUUAUCCACAGCUGCAUUGGGCAGACUCACUAUUGUAAUUGGCCAAGCAGAAGGUUGCUAAAAAGAGUAGUAGUGCUCGGGUCACAGCUUUGAUUGCAGACCAGGGAAAGAGACUGCCAGGCAAACAUGAUACAACACAAUAUAACAUGAUACAUUAUGAAAGAAUAUGACCCAAUAUAAUAUGAUCAUAACAUAACAACAUUUUCAAAUCAAGUCAGUGACGUAAAAUUCGGGUUUUUGAAUCAUAAUUUUGUAUCUUUAUUAUAUAGAAGAGUUAUAAACAUUGUUAUGUUCAUGGACUCACAGACUUGCCGUAUUCUGUCCCAUUACUUUUAAGCCAUUUACUCUCUAAUCUCUACAACUCCAACAGUGCAUUAUGUGUUGUUUGUUAUUGCAGUCUGAUCCUGACCAAGCCCCAGGAUCUCCUCACAGGAGCCCCUCCCCCACCGACGAUGUCUUCCUCGGUCCCGCUUCCUCUCCUCCAGGCCACGCCCCUCCCCCACCGCCCUACAUGCCCCCACAGCCCUCCAUCGAGGAGGCCCGGCAGCAGAUGCACUCUCUGCUGGAUGACGCCUUUGCCCUCGUGUCACCCACCUCUCAGGGCAGCACGGCGGGGAUCACUCUCCCAGGGGUCAACAACAACAACCAGUCUGGCUCAAGCCCUCCUGGACGUGGUCCCAGACCUUGGGGUCCUUCGUACCAAGCUCUCGGUCCUUUCACUGGAGUGAGUAACCACAUUUGGCAUUUAGAUCUACAGGAUUAUUAUGAAGUGCACAUGCUCACGAUAUAGACUGUUUUUCCUGCACACAACCAAAACCUGCAAACAGAAACAAAAACCCAGACUCCUAAAUAUUGCCCUUGAAUUACAAACUUUCAAUGCAUGUUUACAAUCUGUUUAGAGAAAGUGGUCAGCAUCUCGGUGUCCUGCCCCCAUCAGUGUAAUCAGAAAAGGCUUCUGCACCUUCAUACUGCAGCAGAAGAACAUACUCUGGCAUGCAUCCGUCAGUUUGAGCAAUAUAGAGACAGACCAACAGAAAUAAGCCCCCUGUUUGUUUCGGAAUCAUCAUGAGUAGUUAAAAGACCCUUGUUAAAUCCCGUGUCUUCACUAUCUCCUUCCUUUCUCAAGUUUUUUUUUUUUUUCACAGCUUAUUAACAGCAUGAAGCCCACAGCUCCAAGUUUAAUCAUGUCCACUUAGCAACCUAAUCAGUUAAGUAUCCUCCAUCUGUCACCCCCAAUGGAGCUGCAACCUUUAACCCUCCUGUCCUGUCAGCUACCUGCAGUUCAAAGACUGGACACGGAUUUAUCCCUUACCUGUGUUCGUUUAUACCACUCUACGCUUAGUUAAAAUGUUUUUAACGCUUCAAGUAUAAGCUCAGGGUUUCUAUUAUUUUUGUGUUCAUCUUAAGUUGAUUUAAUAAGAGAUGCUUAAUACUUUAACAUGUUGAUGAAGCACUGAAAUAUCUUUGCACAUAUAGAUUCAGGUCUGUGGAAAAACUGCCAAAUGACUAGUAUCUUUCAUAUUUAAGCUGAGACCUAGGUGAGAAUUCAAGCUCAUGCAGGUGGGCGUUAUGAAAUAGUACGCCGUCUAAAGAUUGUAGAGAACUGUAAUAGGAUUACAGGAAGGUGUAAGAUAUUUCUGCACAUUCAAUCACUCGGAUCAGACCUGUUUCUAGCUGUAUUAUAAACCUGCAGGUACAAUAGUGUGUCAUCAACUCUCUCAGGACAAGAACAAAUUUAGUGUUUAGUAGUUUUGUAAUCCCACCCUGACUGUAGCCUAAUCAUCACUGUAGUAAAUGGGUUUUGUUUUUGCAAACUGAUGAACAAUGCUUGAGUGCAUUUUACAGCUAUCAACAUUGAUCUCUACUGAAUCCUUGAAUAUUCACCCCAGGCGGCAAAUAUAGAGGGAGACCCAAAGGGAGCAGUGGGGCCAUAAAAGCUAUUUGCUGGUUGGGCUUUUGCAGGUUCACUGCUUUAAUGUGCUAUGAAAGGUCAGCUGUUAGAGUGAAGGAUAUCCAAGAGAACCUACUUGGGGAAAAACAAGGCUGGUUAAUACCAAACAUAAAGUACUCCCAGAAUAUUUUAUAUACAGUUUUGGUUUACUUUUCCAAAGAAUUUCUGCAUUAUGAAGACAAUAUGAAGACUCAGGGUUCCUACGCAAGUAUGUAAAGUAUGCAAAUAAAUUUGAUCCAUUCCCAGGUCUUAAAAAGUAUGGAAAAUGAAAAAUAAAGUAUGGGAAAUUAUUUAUGUUUCCAGAUUCUUACCACAGUUCUAAAAUACUGUUUUCUAAAAUAGAAAAGUAGGUAUUUCCAAAAAAGAAAUCUAAAAGGUAGGGUAUGGAAAAGUAUGGAAAUUUCAACUGUGUAGGAACUCUGAAGACUUAUCUAUUUAUUAUUUUAUGCACCUUUUAUUGAAUUUUACACUUAACUGUUUGCACCUGAUAGGAUCGCACCCAAUGUAACAUAAUAACUCUGACAGAGAUUUUGAAAUAUUGAAGAGUUGGAGACGAUAAUUUCAGACAGUUAUUAGUUUAAAAUAUAAUAGAAGUGAAGAGUGAUUUAAUAGUAUCCAUUCUACAGAAUAAAAACAUCCCCUUCAUACCUGCAUAUACCUGCAAACAUUGAUGCGGUAAUAUCAAUAUGAGAAGUAAAGGUACUUAAGUAAGUAUAAUCCUGGAUCCUGUGUGUAGCUUAGUGUAAUACUGAAUUUUGAGAUGGUUUUAUUGUAUACUGAGAAUGUCGCUUCACUGUAAAUGUUUAUUCACACUCAUUAUUUUUGCACUAUACUUUUCUUGAUUAACGUCUCAUUUCUUGUUCUUCUUUGUUCUCUCCAGAGAUUCACUGAGCUGGGCAUGCCCCCCACUUCUGUCCCAGGCCUGACACCAAGGUUGGUAGACCGGUCGAUGGAAAAUUGAAUAUCCAUGUAUGAAUUAAUAAGUAAAGUGCUUAAAUGACGUUCACUCCCUCCUAUACCGAAACGAUCUCUAAUUGAUCAGCAGAGACGAAGUUCAUGGCACUUAACCAGCAGGAAUGUUUUUCCUUCGAAUGCAUCCAGUGAGUCGACCUCGUGAAUAAUGAAACCAGUCAUCUUUAUUUUAUUGGUUUAAUGGAUCAGCUCCAGGCAGAGGUCCCUUAACUGUCUCCAAAGGACUGAGGCACUCAUACAUGCCUAUGUUAAAACACAGAUACGCACAAUGGACAUUUUUCAUGAGCUCAGUUGGUUUUCUAAGAAUCAGAGCGAAAGUUAUCAGUGGUCCAGCGACUUCAACCGCAGAAUAAAAACCCUUUUAAAAAUGUACUCUUAUUAAAGAGUCUGCCCUGGCUUUCCUUUGAUUCAUAUUUGUAUUCUUUGAAACCUCUUUUAAAAAUCCUUACAUGUAACUACAUGUUUGUGUGAAAUCUAUUGCUAUCUCUCUGAAAGCAGAAUCUCAUUUCCUAGCAUAUCUCUUUAUUUGCCAUCUAUUUUAAAAGUGAAUCAUUAUCAGUGGUGUUUUAAUUGCUGUUGUAUAAGAGCAAGAGAGGCAGGCGUCACUUGGUUGGACUCUGUAAAUAUAAAAUCUUUUAAGGUACAUCAUGUAGAAAUGAGAAUAUGGAGAGAUAUCUUGUUGUGAGACUCCAAUUAGAAACGCCACGAAAAAAAAAAAAAAAGGGGUAAUUUCAUGCUAAUUUAAACACAUCCAUGGAUAUUUUAUUAGAUUUUAGUCUAAUUUAGUCUGUUUUGCUUUAUGUCAAAAACGACCACAAAAUGUAACUUAAAACUAUUUCAACUGCAUUUUAACAGUUUCAAGGCAAUAUUUUAACACAAAAAGUGAAAGAAAUCAUAAAAAGUUGUGGAAAAACUUCUCAAAAGUCAUGCAUGGAAACAAACAUGUUAGAUACAAAAACACUACCACUGGAUUGAAAAUAAAGAGAGAAAAUAUUGCUUUGAUUCCCUUUUGUUUUUACUAUCAUGAUAACACUCCUCUUAUUGUUGAUGUCAUGAUGUGCACCAUAAGUCGAGCGCAUUGAGUAAUCGAUGCAAACCAGCGCUAAGAGUGACAAGAUGACAGUGUCUGCAUAUGUAAGAUGGUUAAAAAUUGUAUCCCUAUUUUGACAAAUCAUUCCCAUAAGACUGUACUGCUAGAAACUGAGAGGAUGGUUAAAGAGAUUUUUUUGAACCAAACAUUUUUCACUAGGUCAGUGCUAAGUAAACUAAAACGCCUCCAUUUGUGUUUCAGGCAGGGCCUUGGCUCCAGUUACCUGCCACCAGGAGAACCACCUGGCCUCAGUGAUCAGAUCCAGCCGGACAGCCUGUUUUCCAGCAGGGGACUCUACACUGACGAGCUCCCCUCUUCUGCAAGACCGAGGCCUGUGGGGGGAACGACAGGUACAUCAUGUAGAAAUCAUGCACAUGCAGACACAUAGAAAAAAACCAACCACAAAUCUGCACACAAGUCCAGAAUUCAACCAUGAGGUACAUUCAUUUCCUCUUCUUACUCCAAUGUGUCCACCACUGGUAAUAACCACCAAAGCCCUCUGUGUUAUCCGAGUCCUUGUGCUUUUAUACCCUAUAAAAGCACCUUUGGGAUUCCCCUUGUCCAAUCAGAUAACUUGUAUGGGACUAGCUGCAUGUGGGGCCGCAGUACUGUUCCUUCAUAGAGUUAGACACCUCCAGUCCAUACACCUGUCAAACUGAGAGAGCCUGUCUAUCUCUUAAAUUAUUCAGGCAGCCAGUGUGAGGCUGCUGCUCCUGCCAUGUGACGUACACUAAUACAAAUGGAGUCUGACAUUUGCCAUACAGAGAGCAGCUCAGCAGACACAGUGCUCCUUAGACCGGAGUGAUCGCAUCAAAGUUUGAGGAAGGAGCUGCUGAGGAUUGAGUGUCAGGUCCUGUAGCUCUGAUGUAAUAUGCGUUUGUGUCUGUGUGUGUGUGUGUGCGUGCAGGUGCCCAGCUCCAUCAUCUUGCACAGGUGGGAUUGUCAAGUCGCUUGAAUGGUUACCCAGCAGGGGUCAGGGCUGCUUCAGGCCAGAAUGGAGGGAUCGGCUGGAACCACUACCAUGAUGAGAAUUUCUCCAGGACAGAGCCUGAGAAAGAGGUAGAGAGAAAAUCACUCGUUUCACUUCUACAAGAUUGAGUCUUCUCUUCUACCUGUUCAAACUUCACACAGUACAAAGGUUUAAGAUCUGUUUUGCACAACUGUUUCAUGUGUAUUUGUUUACUGUUUCAUUGUAUCACGUGUGUUCAUAUUUUGGGGGAAAUCCAAAAAGCAAGAUGAACUGAUCCAAUUCUGAUAAACAUGUUUUUGUAUGUUUUAUUUAAAGCUCCCAAAAAUGGCAAAACCAAACACUAAUGUAAACACUCAUCAGAGCACCAAAUAUCAGGGAUGUCACGAUAUGAUAUUGAUAUUGGAUAUCGAUUUGGUAUUAGCAAAAUAACGAAUACCGGAUUAUAUCGGCCUGCAUCUAAAAUCCCUGAUAUCAGCACUCCGAUACAGGCACACCAUUCCAGACUCCACUUCAGCACCUCUAUCUUGCAGCACCCGGAAUCAGCAUACAGUGCCCGCGUAAUCACAACAACAGGGUGCACUAAGGUACUAACAAACUAGCAAGGAGCAGGAGUGAUGUCGGUCAUAUUGGCUGUGAUUUGUUUAAGGCCGAAAAAGUUGUUGCAGCCAAGUGCAAAACAUGUCAAAUUUGUGCAAAUAUCAGAUCAAUAUCAGUAUCGGCCAAUACUGAAGGCUACAAUAUCUGUAUCGAAUCAGAAGUAAAAAAUGUUGUAUUGUAACACCCCUAUCAAAUAUGUCAAAAUCUGCCUCAAAACACUCCCUAAUAAGCACAGGUAAAUCCAGUUUCAGUAUUAUGCUAAAAACCUCAGCGCCCACCACUUUACACAUGUACAUAUACUUGUGACUUUAAAGCUUCUGUAGCGGGUUUAUAGCAGAUUAUAAACAGACUGAAAUUAGUAUUCAUGUCUGAACAUGGUCUACAAAAGCAAACAAGACCAUCAGGCUGAAAAUAGCUGCAAAUUGCCUUGUAACUGCAGUGCCUCCUUUUUACUGUUUUUAUCAGUCUCACAUGGGUUUUCAGUGAUGUCUGCUCUAUUCUAUACACAGCGGUCUUUGCUGGUCCUCUUCCUUCCUUGACUUUUCAUACAUGCACAUAAAACAGGGCAGCUGUGCUCUCCCUGCCACAGGCUUUAGCAUUUCACAUGAGUACUUGAAAAAGCAGGGAAAUCUUCAAACAGGCAUAUCACCAAAUAUAAUUUAGACUACAGUGGUCCUGACUGAAAUGCAGACAGUAUUAUAUCACUAACAUUAGUGCGUUAUACACACUUUAUCAUAUCUUAUUCUAUUUAAAUGUGACAGUUUAAUUUCAAAAUAAAAGCAGUGUGCUUGUCUCAUUAUUACUGGCAAUUAAGUUUUCCUUUGUAAUGCAAGAUUUGGUCAUCAAAAAUGUUCUUUUUAAGUCUAGUCAUAAAAAGGUAAGGCUGACUAACAGUGAGACUGCAGAGUUAGGCAGCUUUAAUAUUGAAGCUGUUUCAAACAGGCUUUCUUUGAUGUUGUUGUUCUGCUCAAAAAAUCUCUCAUAACUCCUUUCUUCUUGCAGACUCUUUAAUGCUGUCUCACUUCAUAUUCUCUGUUUUCUUGUUAAUUUUUCCUCCUUUCUUCUCUUCCUUUUGUCUUUACUCCUUCCUGCCUUCAGUUCCUGGACUGUCCUGACUACUCGUCCUCCUCUAUGUUCCAGACGCCUAGGAGUGUCAUCAGGGAGCCCUUGGCACCCUCUGCUCACCUGGACACACCUGGUGUGGGCUACCUGUCAGCCCCGCCUCCUCUGGAUACAUCCCCUCCUACCCACACCUCUGCCUCCCUCAUCAAGGCCAUCAGAGAGGAGCUGCUGCGCCUCUCCCAAAAACAGGCAGCUGUGCCCAGCUACCACAGCUGA